Molecule: messenger RNA, 77283 nt
Organism: Podarcis lilfordi (Lilford's wall lizard)
Lineage: Eukaryota; Metazoa; Chordata; Lepidosauria; Squamata; Lacertidae
Source: the annotation of a GenBank genome assembly
GGAAACAGUCAGAGGCGAGCCAGGUACGAAGCCGGCAGUGAGGCGCGAGAGCGCAGGCCCGGCUUCCUAACUCUCUGAGCUAAAGUUCAUGACUAAAAAUGGGUUUGUAGGGCGGUGAGAGGGGUGGGAAGGAAGAAGAAGAAGAAGAAAUAAAACACCCUUGACCACCAAGGACAGCCUCUUCCUGAGAGCCCCUGUUCACACAAAUACAGGAAGUAGAAAAGUAGCUCAAUGCAGAAACACCACUUGGAAAGGGAUUCUCAUUUCGGAGUCGCCAGUGUUUUGGAACUACUGUGGUGAAAGCUCGGCUAUCCUUCGCGUUGAAUCCACCAUCAUUUGCACAUAUAUAUAUUAGUUUUUUAUUUUAUUUGCCGGGCCGGUGUGGGGGAGAAGGAGAAGGGCGUGGACGCUUUUUUGUGAGGAAAUGCCAAGGUAUAACUUUCUUCACAAGGGAGACCUCAAACGGUUCUGAAGCGAGAAGCGCCUCCGCGCGCUUUGCUGAGAGGAUGACAACAUCGCUGGGAAACCGGGCAGCUGGGUGAGUCCUGAAACUUUUAGCGGCGGUACUUUUUUCCUCCUGAAGUAAAACAGCCGCUCUCUUUCCACUCUCCCUCUUUGAGAAGAAACUCCUUCCCUCCCUUAAAUCCGCUUGCAGGCUGCACGGGAAGCUAUCAGCUGUGCCGCCCCAAUCACGAUAAUUCACAGCCUUUUUCCUUGGGUGAAUGCUAAUAAUUGCCUCUUUGAAACAACAGGAGCUUUUCUUUUCUUUUUGCACAGGGUGCUGUGGGGGGAGAAGGAAAUGAAAAUACUCUGAGGAGGAGAGGGGAGGGGGGAACGAGCUGUUUCCAUGCUGCCUGUCGUGCGUAUCUGGAAACAUGGCAAACCUUUUCCAUAAAUCCUGAGGGGCAACAGGCUUCGAUUUUCCCCCCAGCUGUGUCACACAGAUGUGGCUGAAAAGGGGGGAGCUUUCUUUUUUCUUUUUGGCUUGCUCUGCUGCUGUCCCUUUAUCAGCAUCUCAGAACAUGCAGAUUAAAACAGGUGAUGUUUUAUCCAUCAUGUCAGCUCCAUGGUAAUAAUAAUAAUAAUAAGCUCAGGGUGGCUAACACCAGUAAAAUUACAAUAAAAACAUAAUAGAAAAAAACACAAUUUAAAAUACAGGUUAAAAUGCAAUUUAAAAUGCAGCCUCAUUUUAAAAGUAGCCCAUAAAUCAAAACCGUAAGGGGAGGGAAACAGAAGGGUCAGACUGAGUCCAAACCAAAGGCCAGGCGGAACAGCUCUGUCUUGCAGGCCUUGCGGAAAGAUGUCAAGUCCCGCAAGAUAAGCUUCACCUGUUUCUGCAUGCCAGGCUGCCAGACAUUUUGCUGCCUGAGAGGGACAAUAUGGUGCCGCCUCCUAUUCCAUGUGCAAAGCCUGACUGGGCUGGCGACCGAACCUUCCUUCUACAUUGGCAACAGGACAGCAUCUUUUUCUGUACCUGUAGGAGGAGGGCCUAUAGGGGCAAGCACCCCAAAACAAGGAGCUUACUACCCCCCCACUUGCCCCCCCACAUUUCCGAACUCCUGUCAUUAACACAUGCUGUUAUUUUUUCUCUCUCACUCACCUAUAAAUAUACUUUGCCCCUUCUGUGCCCCCCCUGAAUUUAUUCCCCUGGUGCUGCCACUGCCAGGGUAGACCACACAACAUACAACACACAUCAACACCUCACGACUCCUAUCCACCCUUCAGCAUCUGCCACCCGAGGCAGCUGCCUCACUCUGCCUAAUGGUAGGAAGAAGACAAACUGGCAACCCUAAAGAACAAUUCCAUACAGCAUGAUGCUGAGAGACAGAGAAACGUGUGGUCCAGGAAAUAUAGACAGAUAUAACAAUGUAAGAGUUGCUACUCUGCAUGCAAACAUAGAUUUGGAUCUCCUGAAAUAUGUUAUGCUGCAUUUGAAUGAGGGAGAAAGCAGUUACCUGUUGGUUAAUAUCACCCACUCAACACAUCCAGUCCCCUCCAGAGCAGUUUGGGCAACUCCUUAAAAAAUGUAUGUGAGUUGUUUUCACUAGAUGAAUCAUGAAUAUAUAUAUAUGCAAAUAAACAUACAAGUGCCACAUUAAGGAGGAAAGCCUGCUGAAUACAUUGCAGCAUGGGCAAAGCUGAGGCUGGACAUGCAUGUAUCUAGGACAGCUUGGAAGGCCAUGCUCACGCCAUGGGUGAAGAACCUGCUGUGAGUGCCCUUAAAGUCAUGGGUAACUUUUUACCUCCCCAGGACAUUUUGGGUAACUCCCUUUGCUUAAUUCUGGGGUUUCUAGGGCUGGCCCAGCUGAGUUUCCCUCCAUGGGUUUUGCUGUAGUGGAACAUAAGCAGUGCAGACCCUGCUGUUGUGCAGCUUGUUUUUCUGCGCUCCUUCUAAGAGGUGCCCCAGCAGGAAAGGCCUUUACCUGGAAUCCUUCCCACAUAGUGUGAUUCUGCCAAGACAGCAGCACAGGAAGCCACUGUCUGUAUAUGUUUUAAAAGGCAGAGAUCCAGGGAUUUUUCAAUAUCCUGAAUGAGUUAAGAAGAAAAAUCCAGUUCUUAUAAUCACGGAGACAUCUACUGAACGGUGCUGCAUAAAAAAGUGGGGAGGCAGAGAAGAGGCAAUGUACAUUUCUCGGUGGACAAGAGAGAGAAAUAACAGUAUAUGGGUUAAAGAGAGAAUUGCACGCAGAUGAAGGUGAUUGACAGUGGGUGAAGGACUCUGUGUGAGAAGCUGGGAAGGGGAGAUCUCCCAGGGAAAGAGGCUGGGGGAAGAAAGGGGUGCUCCCAGGUGAGAGCUGGGAGGGUUGCACCUUUUUCUGUAUGGGAUAAAAGUUAAGAUAUUUGUAUUCGUCUGUCCCCUCCCUCCCUCCCUUUUGUGUGUAGAUUAGUUUUUUAUUAUAUUAUGAAAAGUCUUAAUAAAACUAUCAAUAACAAAAGAAAAAUAACAGCAUAUGCAAACGAUAGGAGUUCAGAAACGGGGAGGCAAGUGGUGGGGGCAAACUCAUUGACUGGGGGGGCACUUGCUCCAUGCCCCACUCUGGUCCUGCCUAUGAUCUACACCAUGCCCUUAUUGUCUCCCCAUACAGCACCCAUCAGUGCCAAUCAUCAGAGAUGAUGUGAGUUGCAGGCGAAAACAUCUAGAGUGCACUUGAUUGAGGAAGGCUGCCGUGCAUAUAAGCAGAGGUGGCCUUUCCCAUUUCGCAGGGGAAUUGCUGCCUCCUGGCCCCAUUCAUCACACUCCACUUCUGCCGCCACACCCUGGUUCUUGCAGAUCUUGGUGGGAGCUAAGAUGCUCUUCCAAGUGUUUGCUGCUCAUUUGGCUGCUUUGCCCGGAGCAGGAAAGAUGAGCAGCAACACCAUGCGCCAGAUUGCCUCCCUCUCGGUGGCCGAAGUGGCAGGGUGAGUGGAGCAUCGCCUCUCAGACUUCUGCCACCCAAGGCAGGCACUUCACCCUGCAUCACAGGCGGGCCGGUUCCUGCUUCAAGCAGGAGGUACCUGCAGCAAAUGGACUUACUAGCCAAUUCCAUGCUCUGUGUUGGCAAUUUUCCUCCAAAGCCUAGGGCAGUUAUUGGGAAACAAAAUGUGUGAGGGAUUAUUGAAGGAGGUGGGUGGCUGGACUGAUCAUACAUCCCUCCAAGAAGCUGGUUAUACCCCUCCAAAAAGUAACUCAGGAUGGUUCCAUAUGCCAGCUUUUCCCACUGCAUGUAGAUGUGUUUGUAAUCAUAGCAAUCUGCGAUCCACAUGGCGUUUGGAUACUCGGGGAGAGUCAGAUGCACAAACAGCUCGGUAACCACAGCUAUAGCGUGCAGAACUGGAGUGAGUAAGGAAGCAUGUGUUCUGGAGAAAAAGGGGAAAAAGUGAGUCUCAAAAUAGAUUUCUUUUUUUAUAAUCAGAUUUUUGAAAGCCAACCUUGGGGUUUUUUUUUGUUUUUUUUUAGGGAUCUUGACUCAUGAUUUUGUGACCAGGCCAUGAUUAUUACAUGACCCCCAUGAGAUACUGUACAGUCUGAAAGCAUUUAAUUUAUAUGAUUUGCUUCAAUGGGGCUAGGAUGCUCGGUUUAUUGCUAUAAGAGUUAUUAAAUGAGGAGACACUGCUUGUGAACAAAGACAGCUUUGGGGUGUCAUGUAAGGCAGAUUCACACAUUGCAUUAAAUGAGUGUAGAGCCUGUUCUCCUGUAUAACAAUACUGUAGUUGAGCUGUACAAAUCAACAAAUGUAUACUCUUUCACACAAAUAUUUUUACAGGCAAGCACCUACCUGUGUUCAGUGUAACAAGUGGACAAGCCUAUCGUAUACAUCAGUCUGCAUUUAUUUCUGUCAAACCCCCUGACAGUGAACCUAAAAGUUGUUCCUUUUUUCCUACUAAUGACAAUCAAGGGAAGAUGAUGUCACUGUUCAAAAUCUUGGUUAACCAUGUGGAAAAACAUGUCAUGCCAGCCCUUACAAGGAUCUCUUAUCUUUUGUUCACACCCUGGGUUGCUAUUUCCCCUGCAAAGGGGAAAUAUCCAGAUAUAGCAUGGCUAAGCUCACAGGGGGAAAGCCUGUGCUGACAGAGAAAGAACGGAAACAAAUUCUUAUGCUUGAGAUAUCAGGAUAAACUGCACUUCCUGGCUUCACUUAGCAACACAGAACACAAAAAGUGAGAUUAUUGCAACAGACAAUAUAUUCUUGCAAUGAGCAAGAGUCUUUCCUUUAUGAAAUUUUUUGGUUCCCCUUCUCCAGAAAUGUCAGCUCAGCUUGCAUGAGGGAGAGGGCAAAAAAAGGAAGAAAAUAUAGCUCCAAGGCCUGCUCUUGGAAAUCAAAUGGCAAAGAAUGAAUUCACAGCAGGACAGUGUACACACCAUACAUUAAAAUGAACCCCUUGAAUCCUGUGAACCGUAGUUUACUCACCACACCACAAAGCUAAAAUUCCCCAGCACCCUUAACAAACCACAAUCCCCAGGAUUCUUGGGGUGUGCGGGCUUUGAACAUAUGGUGUCUACACAGCUUAAUAUGUUACUGUGUACAAAGAACAUUUGUCAUGGCUGCUUUUUAUGGUAGGUUGUAUUCAACUAACUGAGUCAGAAUAGACCCAGUAAACUUAUUAAACCUAAGUAAGUCAUGUCUGUUCUUUUCAAUGGUUCUUCUCUGAGUAUGACUAACAUUGGCGACAACCCAAUAACUGUAGCAAUGUUAUCAAUGCAGGUAAAAUUGUUACCCCACCACCACCUUUUUUUAACGCAAAGGGAUAAUUCUUAGACCAUACGCAGCACUAUCCCAAGUAUGUUUACUCAGAAGUAAAUGAGACUUUGGUGGCUUCCAGACUGUCACUACCUCCGGAUGGGAUUCAAUAACAUAUCAGCAAAUUCAGGUUGCACAGUUAUAUUGGAUUGGGAGGUCUUGCACAACAGCUCCCCCUUCCCCAAAGAUCAGACUUUUUGCUUUAAGGAAAGUGGUGGGGAAAUCCACUGGGAAGUGUGGAUAACACUUGCUUUGAUGCAGCAGAAACCUCCCUCAAACAAACUGGAACAAAUGCACAUUAAAUGGCCAACUUUGUCUAAUCUCCCUACAGAUAAAUCAGGAAGAAUGAUCAAUAAAUUGGUUGUCUGGAAGUGCCCCAAGUCUUAGUGGUGGAGAAUCUUCCUUGUAUGCAGAAGGUCCCAGGUUCAGUCCUCAGCUUCUCCAGAAAGGGCUGGGACUAUUCCUGCAUUGCAGGGGGCUGGACUAAAUAACCCUUUGGGUCCCUUCCAGCUCUACGAUUCUAUGAUACCAAGUAUGUUUGUACACCAAUAAUGACAUAGGCUGCAAUCCUGCACAAAGAUUGAAUGAGUCUCAUUGAUUUCAAUGGUUUUAAGCAACCUUAGUGUAAAGUGUGCAGCACAUCUCUCUCUCUCUCUCUCUCUCUCUCUCUCACUCACUCACACACACACACACACACACACACACACACAAUUUACCCACAUGCAUGUGCUGUUUACACAUAACUGCUGAUGGUUUCAUCAUAGGGUAGACAGGUGGUAUGAUACAUUUUUACCUGGGUGUGCAAAUUAAUUCCACUGUCUCAUCUCUGCCCACUGGUCUUUCUUGUCAUGCUUCAGACCCUGCAGAUUUCACCAGAAUUGACAGUGUGAAGAGUAUGUACAGUGUAGGAGAAAUUUCCAUUUUCAAUCAUUUCCAAUUAAGCCCACACUGCAUGUUUGAGGCUAUGCACCAGAUUCACCACUGUUAAUGUUCCAGACCCCGAGGGACAAUUUGCCGUUUGUUCUUUGGCUUGUUGUAUCUGGAAAGAAGCCACAUGUUAGCAAAUCAAACGUUUUGGUCUCAGUCUGGAGCGAUUUUAUUUUAUUUUACUUCCCAGACUGUACAUGCAGUGUCGGGAAUAUAUUAAUGCUGACAGAAACAAAGCUAGCUUCGGGAAUUCUGCCAAACAUGUUUGUCUAAUGUAACAUAACAUGGGCACGAAAAAUGUACAGGGAACUUUUCCACAUCUCUCAGCCCGGUAGAGUUGGCCAUUGAUGCAUCUCUAAAAAAAGAAGAGAGUCAGAUUUGCCCAAAAGAAAUAGCUGCUAUGAUUUUAAACAGGAAUAUAGAAAGCCAACCCCAAUUGCCUGUCUAGCUCAGUAUUGUCUACACUGGCAGGCAGCAGCUCUCCAUCGUUUCAGACAAGGGAGUCCCUCCCAGCCCUACACGGAGGUGCCAGGGGUUGAACCUGGGACCUUCUGUGUGCAAAGCUGUGAAAAGAUGGUGCUCAAGUCAAAAGAAGCAGGAUGUCCUUGGUCUAGAUCCAAUGCUCUCAAGACUGUAUGAUGGGCAACUCACUUCCACCAUGGGGCAUAAUUUGAUAAACACCAACCUUGGAAGAAUAACAUCAGAGCAUCAGCAUGGAAAACUGGUUCCCCUUUCUAAGCUAAAGCCUGGUUUCAAAUGAUGGGUUUGAAACACAAUGGUAGAGCACAUACAUUGUAUGCAGAAUGUACCAGGUUUGAUUCCUGGCAUCACUCGGUAGGCUGGCAAAAGACUCCUGUCUGAAAUCCUAUAAAGCCACUGCCAGUCAGUUACUUAGCUGCUUCAUAGCCAGUGGUCUGAGUUGGCAGUGUCCCAUGUUUCCACGACAUGUUACAUCCCUGUUAAGAUGAAGGAUUCUAGUUCAAUAAAUCUUGGUUCAGCCAAAGGUUUUGUGCAUGAAUUCAACAUAAUAAUGUAAAACGAGCCCCGCUGGAACAAACCAGAGGCCCGUCUAGUCCAGCAUCUUGUUCUCACAAUGACCUUCUUCUUCUUCUUUGGCGAUCACUCGUAGUCAAAUAAGAUUGUCUUCCAUAAACACUGUUUCAAAAGUGAGUCCAUAAGUGACUGUGGAGGCCAUUUCUGGAUCCACACAACCUUCCAUAGUGGAGAGAUAGGUUUCCAAGCGGGAGUUGAUCACGGUGAGGGUUUGCCUAGCGUGCCUUCCUCUUAAUGCGUUUCUCCCUUGCCUCCUGAGUUCGUGCAUCUUCAAAGCCCACGGCACCACUGGUAAAGGCUGUUCUCCAAUUGGAGCACCUGCAGGCCAGUGUUUCCCAGUUGUCUGUGUUUUUUUAGAUUUGCCUUGAGAGAGUCUUUGAACCUCUUUUGUUAAUCACCAGUAUUAUGCUUACCAUUUUUAUGUUUGGAAUAGAAUAGUUGCUUUGGAAGAUGAUAGUCAGGCAUCCGCACAACAUGACCAGUCCAAUGAAACCAGAGACACACAACUGGACCUGAGCACAACAGCUCUCUCUCCACCUCUGAUUUGCAGCAACUGGUAUUCAGAGGCACACUGCCUCCAUCAUGAACAGCGCCCUCUGACUACCUUAUCUCCCAUGAAUUUCUCUGUCUGGAACAUAUUGCCAUUUAUAAUAUGAGAGAUAAUAGAUUCACUCUGUUGCAAGCUAGAUGCGAACCAGGCCAGUCAAGUACAAAGGCGUUUCAAAGCAAGCACAUUUUGCUAGCUUGCUUCCAUUGCAUGUGGUUUCUACAUAGCUGACAUAAGAGGAAGGGAAGUUGUUGUGGUCAAACACAGUGUCUGGCCUGAAUUCUAGGUGCAGUAACUAGCAUGCAGCGUUCAUCAGCCACUGCUGCCACAGCCGCAAGCACGCUUCCUUUGUCCAGCUUCUGUACAGACUGCAAGCUCCUUGUGUUAAAUUCGGAGGCAUGAUAAGUAAUGAUGUUUGGUUCAGUGUUUGCACUCAUCCUUUGAGUCGAUAAGAUGCAUUUGCAGAGAGCUGAAGGUGGCAGCCGCCUGGUUUAUUUUGUCCCAUGUUCACCUAUGAUCAAAGACCUUCCCUGGGUUUCGAAAGAACUACAAAAUCUGUAAGGGGAGACAAUAGUGGGAUGAGUGUGCACACCAGGCUCCUGGCUCCCUUUGUCAUACCAUCUUCAGCUCAGAUUGGCAGCUUUAGUGUAUCUCUUAGCAGAGAUAGGGCAAAAUCUGGGCGGUCAGGAAUCUGGAGCAACCUGCUUGCCAGGACAAAUGCAGCCGGGGAAGUAAUGAGUCGUAGGUGGACUCGGGAAAAUAAUCUAAUGCAGGGGUAAGGAAACUUCUUAAGCCUGAGGGCCACAUUCCAUUCUGGGAAACCUUCCAAGGGCCAUAUACUAAUGGUGAAUGGAGCCAGAUACAAAAGUGAGUCAACGACAACAACACCCUAAUGCAAAUUUUAACCUUUGUACAGUUGGCUGAGGGACGUGGGUGGCACUGUGGGUUAAACCACAGAGCCUAGGACUUGCCGAUCAGAAGGUCAGUGGUUCGAAUCCCCGCGACGGGGUGAGCUCCUGUUGCUCGGUCCCUGCUCCUGCCAACCUAGCACUUCAAAAGCACAUCAAAGUGCAAAUAGAUAAUUAGGUACCGCUAUGGCGGGAAGGUAAACGGCGUUUCCGUGCGCUGCUCUGGUUUCGCCAGAAGCGGCUUAGUCAUGCUGGCCACAUGACCCGGAAGCUGUACACCAGCUCCCUCGGCCAAUAAAGUGAGAUGAGCGCUGCAACCCCGGAGUCGGUCACGACUGGACCUAAUGGUCAGGGGUCCCUUUACCUUUAUAUUUGGCUAGUUUCUACACACACUCACUUGCCUCGAUCCUGACAGGCAAGAGGCAUUAUCAGAAUUCAAUGACAGAUUCCAGGCAGGCACCAAACCAGGACCAGUGAGAAGAGUGGGCUGGAGAGGGGGAGGUCUUAUCCGGGGUGAGUUCAGACAGCCAGAUAGAAAGGCUUGGAGGGUCAUAUUUGCAGGUAAUCUUGUGUAAUAUUGCACCCUGCACUAGGCCAACAUUUGGCACCUCACAAAUGGAUCUUCUCAGUUAUGGAGCUUUUCAAUUUUGCACCUCAUCAGCUCAGUGCCCUUUGCAGAGGUACUGCCUGCACUGCCCUAAAUCCGGUGCUGAUAUUUGGCAACUGGGACCUCAAGCUUCCCAGCCGUCAUCUAGACUUAACAGCUUAUAAGAACAGGGGUGUACCUCAGGAUUGGUCAAGUUGGCCUCUGCCAAGGGCACAGACCCAGGGGAGAGCCUCUCAUUUUAGCUUGGAGUAACUGGGAGCUCAUCUGUCCAUACACAUGCUAUUAGAAGUAUUUGCCGGCAGAGCAGGAAAGGAGAUGAAAAGCAAACUUUUUGAGUUUCUGGUCCAUAGGCAGGAAGGUGCUGAAACAUCUCCUUGCCAAAUAAUAAUAAUAAUUAUUAUUUAUUUGUACCCCACCCAUCUGACUGGGUUGCCACAGCCACCCUGGGCAGCUAGUAUUGGCUACCUGAUACGUUGGAGACUCUGUCACAGUGAAUUAACUGUGUACUCUUCCCUUAAAUACGGCCCAAUCUCAAGGCCACCACUGCCCUCUCUUCCUGGGAUAAGCACUGUGCUGUUUUCAGCAGCAUCACACCACCACACCCAUUUCGCUAACUCAGAAUCUGGGACCUGGCCCAGCCUCACACACCACCAGUUUGGCAAUAAAUCCAAACAAUUUCCCAUCUGUUAAGCCAGUGCAAUGUGGUGAGCAGUUUCUGUUUUCCUUGAGUGCGAGGGACACAUUCUUUGGAGAUGACUCUUCCAAAGCCCUCUCUAAAGGAAAACAGAAACUGCUCACCACAUUGCAUUGACUUAACAGAUGGGAAGUUGCCUGGGGAGGGGUCAUUGCUAUACAAAUUGCCUAGAAACUGCUCAUAUAGUAGCAAUGUGCUGCAAGUACAGUUUAUAGAGCCUUGCAAGUGGUAAACUGCAGUUUGCUCCAUGCACUUCUCCUGUGGGACACUCGCCUACUUUGCCCGGAGAGGAACUUAUAUGUGUGGAUUUCCCCUUUUGUGCUACAUUUGAUGGUGGUGGGAGGAUCCUUCUCACCCACCUGCUUUACUCAUUCUCUCGUGCUGCCUGUACUUAGUGAGAAGCAGCAUUUAUCUCUGUUUAAUGAAGUGCUGAUCGCUCAUUGUCACAAGGGAUAAUACUCAGGCAGUUGUCCAAAAACAUGUGUCCAAUGUGAGCAAUGCUUUACAAGAGUUUGUUGAAAUAUAUAGAUUUCUCUUUGCUUCAGGCAGCCUAUGAUGAUUUGGAAAUAAAAAUGCAAAGAGCUAUGAAGGAGGCAACCCCUUGAAGUAGCAGUUUGCAAUUACUUCAGAUAGGUGACAUGACAGCUCAGUUGGUAGAGCAUGAGACUCUUAAUUCCAGGAUCGUAGGAUAGAACCCCAUGUUGAACAAAAAAUUCCUGCUUUGCAGGGGGUUGGACUUAGAUGACCCUCAUGGUCCCUUCCAACUCUACAAUUCUAUGAGAGCCAGUGUGGUGUAGUGGUUAAGAGCAGUAGACUCGUAAUCUGGGGAAGUGGGUUCGCGUCUCCGCUCCUCCACAUGCAGCUGCUGGGUGGCCUUGGGCUAGUCACACUUCUUUGAAGUCUCUCAGCCCCACUCACCUCACAGGGUGUCUGUUGUGGGGGAGGAAAAGAAAGGAGAAUGUUAGCCGCUUUGAGACUCCUUAGGAUAGUGAUAAAGAGGGAUAUCAAAUCCAAACUCUUCUUCUUAUGAUUCUAUGACCCAGCAUGCCUUAAGCCAGUGGCUCCCAAACACCCCCCCCCACACACACACCAUGAACCAUUUGAAAAUUGCUGAGGGUCUUGGCAGACCAUGUAAUGAUUUAUUUCCUGCCUGUUGUAGAAGCCUUCAUCUGCCCCAGCUGCAACAAAACAUGUCUCUCCUGCAUCAGUUUCUAUAGCCAUAGCAGGAGCUAAAACCUUCCAACAGCUUGACUUCACCCCCAAAGGUGCAUUGUCUCCCGAGACAGACGGAUGCCAACCAUAGUUUUUGUAAUUAGCUCUAGUUAUCUCCCGCUUGGACUACUGCAACACGCUCUACGUGGGGCUACCUUUGAAGGUGACCCGGAAACUACAAUUAAUCCAGAAUGCGGCAGCUAGACUGGUGACUGGGGGCGGCCGCCGAGACCACAUAACACCGGUCUUGAAAGACCUACAUUGGCUCCCAGUACGUUUCCGAGCACAAUUCAAAGUGUUGGUGUUGACCUUUAAAGCCCUAAACGGCCUUGGCCCAGUAUACCUGAAGGAGCGUCUCCACCCCCAUCAUUCUGCCCGGACGCUGAGGUCCAGCGCCGAGGGCCUUCUGGCGGUUCCCUCAUUGCGAGAAGCAAAGCUACAGGGAACCAGGCAGAGGGCCUUCUCGGUAGUGGCGCCCGCCCUGUGGAACGCCCUCCCAUCAGAUGUCAAAGCGAUAAAUAACUACCUGACAUUUAGAAGGCAUCUUAAGGCAGCCCUGUUCAGGAAGCUUUUAAUCUGUGAUAUUUUACUGUAUUUUUUGUUUCUAUGGAAGCCGCCCAGAGUGGCUGGGGAAACCCAGCCAGAUGGGCGGGGUACAAAUAAUAAAUUAUUAUUAUUAUUAUUAUUAUUAAUUCUUUAGAAUUCAAAUUGUAACAGAAAAAAAAUCUAAUACAAAAGAAAUAGAAGAAGUAAUACAAAAAUUAAAAAUCAACAUGCAUAUUCAAUGUGAUGGAUAUGCCAUCUCCAAUCACAAAUCCAUAGGCAGAACACCUAAAUGAAGCCUGUGGUCCAUGGACCAGGGGUUUGGAAACUUCUGCUUUCAGCUCCUUUAAGUCAAUGGGAGUAGUGCUAGCUCCAAGUUUUGGAGGGAAACCAGAGAAAGAUGUACGUGGGAGGUGGAAUAUGUGAUCCUGUGGCCCUCUCCCGAUGCCUGGACCCUUAUUUAAUGUUUACAUCUGCUUCAGGCCUUGGAGGUGGAAACACAUCUCAUAGACUUCAGAACAGCUUUGCUGGCUGGGGCUGAUGGGAGUUGUGGUACAAAAUAUUUGGAAGGCACCAGGUUUGUGGAGGUUGAGUUAGAAGGAGGAGGACGAGUCGCACAUCCCAUUCUACUUAGGGACAAGCAACAUACUAAAAGCCCUUUGUAAUAAUGCACAAUGGAAAGUACUUUUUCAAAAACCCUCCAGUGAAUUCAGGGACCAUCGCUCAGCCGUUGUUGGCAUCCGCCUGUCUCAGGAGAUAAUGGAAGAGUGCGCCUUUGGGGGUGAAGUCAGACUGUUGGAGAGUUAUAGCACCUGCUGUGGCUGCAGUGACUGAUACAGGAAAGAGAUAUUUUGUUGCAGCUGGGGCAGAUGAAGGCAUCUGGUUUUGCUGCUACAGGUGCACCAUGGCAUUUAUUCUGUGUUCCUCCCAGCUGUCAUUCUUCCUCUGGUUACUGCUGCAGAUACAUGACCUGACUGCCUGUCUUCAGGCCCAGCAGCAAAACAUAUGAACUGUAUGCAGAAGGUCCCAGAUCUGAUUCUUGGCAUCUCCAUGCUGUACCAGGUCAUGAAAAAGCCCUCUUCCUGAGACAGUGGAGAGCUACUGCCAAUCAGAAUAGAUCAGAGUACAGUAGUCUUUGUUGCUCCUGAUUUGGUUGCACUGUAGUACAAUUAGGCCCCUCCAGCUGGCAAUCUAGAGCCAAGUGAGGAUUCCCAGGUAAGAUCCUCCCUCUAUUGUGUGGGCAGGUAAUCCCUCCCCUACCUGGCCUAGUAUUGUAUUGGCUACUAAUGCAAAACUACCCUCCUUGCCUGCCCAUUUAGCAACCAUGUGUUUACUUCAAAACUCUAUGCAAUUUCUAGCAGUCUCCACCUAAUUCUAAAAGAGCAGUAAGUUUGGCCCCAUGAGGUGUUACCUCUUGCUCAGAUCAAUAAGCCUUCACGAGAGGGUAUUACGUCUAUCAGAAAUAUUGUUCUGACACAUGUGCUUUUGGCACAAACUAGCCUGCCCUAAAUUAUGCCUGCCCAGGCACUCAGCGUUUUCAGUCUGAAGGUUAAUCUGUCAUUCUCUUUCUUACAUGAGUUGCUUGUGACAGCUGAUGCCUUUUGCCAUCUCAGAGGCACACAGAUUGGCAAUCACUGCACAGCCACCAACUGUGGCCUGGCUUUAAACAGAUGCUGCAAAAUCUCACCUCUAAAGUAUUAUUUUCUUCACGGUAUGCUGACCUCAUAAUAGCAUCCCUGUUUCAAAUCAAGAUGCAUUUUUAGAAUUUCAGCCAUUUGAUAUUGUGACAUUAGUAAUUCCAGCAAAAGAUAGAAUAAAAUUUGACUUUCUCUUCUUUUCCAAACACCUCUUUACACAACUCUCUCUUCUCUCUCUGUCAGCAUGCUGCAGCUGAUGGGAGUUGUAGUUCAAAAGAUUUGGAUGGCACCUGGUUGGCAAAAGCUGCUCUAUAGAGUGUAGCUUUUGAAUUGUAUUGAUGAGAACCCACUUCCCUCCCCUCUCUGUACUUCAGGGGCUUUUCACAGUCUGCAUUGAGCUUUUUGUUUCCAGCAGAAACAGGGAACAGGGUGGUGACACAGGCAACAGGGAACUGAAAAUAAAUAUCACCUUAUUUGCAAAUAUCACCUCCUUUGCAAAGAUUCUCAGGGACUACCCCACUCAUUCCUCAGGGGGGAAAUAAGUAGUAAGGCAUGAGUAGGAGGAGCCAUAGUUGCCUCACUUCCCACUGUUAGGGAUCGGCUGUGAACGGAGGUGAGUCACAAGCUGAGAAUCAUGAGACAAGUCAGUGGCUAGAAGAACUAAUCAGCCAAGCAGGACCAAAGGGCAAGCCAGGAGUGGGAACCAAAGAGCAAGUCAGGUCUGGAGGACAAAUCAGCUCUUUAGAUUACAGUGGUACCUCGGGUCACAGACGCUUCAGGUUACAGAUGCUUCAGGUUACAGACUCCGCUAACCCAGAAAUAGUACCUCGGGUUAAGAACUUUGCUUCAGGAUGAGAACAGAAAUCGUGCUCUGGCGGUGCGGGGGCAGCGGGAGGCCCCAUUAGCUAAAGUGGUAAAGUGGUUAAGAACAGUUUCAGGUUAAGAACAGACCUCCAGGACAAAUGAAGUUCUUAACCCGAGGUACCACUGUACUGGUCAAGCGGCAGAAGCCCAGAGAAGCGGUGCUGGCACUGGCACUCGUUUCCAGUGAGAUCUUGCCAAAAUCUCGUGAGAUCUCACAGAACACACAGGAUAUUGCUAGAUCUCAUUGGAAGCUGCUUUCAGUGCUUCAGGGGUGUUGCUGCACAACACAAAUAACAGGAUGCUCCAGCCUUGGCAUUAAACACAAGGCUGCCUUUGAAGAUGGUUCAGAGUUGGUGCAAAUUUCAGUGGCGCGUUUGCUGACUAGGGCAAGAUGGUCUGAACAUAUCACACCAACCCUGGCACAACGGCAUCGGCUACAAAUUAGUUUCCAGGCUCAAUUCAAAUUGCUGAUUUUGCCCUGUAAAAUAUUGUGCAUCUCAGGACUACCAGGACUAUCAAGGAUCACCUCUCCCCAUAUGAACAACCUGGUUUGGCAUCUGAGGUCCUUCUCCAUAUUCUCCCUCUAACAGAGGUGCAGAGGGUGAUGGCAUAAGAACAAACCUUCUCAGUGGUGGCUCCCCAUUUGUGGAAUGUUUCCCCAGGGGGGCACACCUGGCACCAUUAUUAACUGCUUUAUGUGCCAGGUAAAAGCAUUUUUAAUCAUUCGGGCCUUUGGACCUUAAUCUGGAGGGUAAAGUAUGUUUGUGACCUCUCCUUUUUAGUGGGGUAGUCCGAGUUGGAUCUGCCUUUUUGUACAUGUUACUGAUCAACAUUUUAGGGUUUGGGUUUGUUUUACUUUUGUCCUUAUGCUUAUUUUUCUUUUUGUUUCUGGAAGUUGCUUUGAGCCACUUUUGAGAAAAAAGCAACAAAACUACAACAGCAGCAACUCCUUCCUGGCCAGAAAAAAACAGUGGUAUGACUGGAUGGUGGAAUCAAUCCAAAUGUUUUCCCCCCCACUGAUAACAGCUGUCACUCAAGCAUGUCCAUCGCAGACUUCAUUCUGUGCUCACCUACCCCACUCAGCCCUGCACUGAAUUCUACCCCAUCGUUAUUUUUUACAAGGAUAGCAACCUCAGGCAGGGGUUCCUUUGAUUAUAUCAUUCUAUAAGCAAGGCCAGCUUGAGGAACCCCUUCAGCCAUUUCAGCCAUGCGUAAGUGUGUGUUAAUCUGCUCCUGAAUGAAAACCCCCUCCUUUGUUCUAGGGAGGAGGAGGAGAGGGGCUUAUCCUUCCUGGUUCACAGCACACAGCAGUCUCUUGGAUCGAGCAAGGUUAUAAAAGGUUGUAAACCAGCAUGUAAUUUGGCUGCUUAUUCCUAAGGAAAUAUGGUUUGGCAGUGGCGUGACUAAUUGCACUGAUACCCACAAGACCCCAAAGGCAAAUUAUCAUGCCAUUUAUUCUCGCCUCCAGCUGAGCUGUCUCGUAACUCAUGUCAAAUAAAGUACAGUGCUUUGAUGUAAUUACUGUGCCAUUAAUUAAGCCAUAUCCCCAGUUACUCUUCUCAAGUCAGGCUGCUUUGCAGAACACUACAUAAGCUUAGCCCAUCAAUAGCCGGGAAACAGCUCUUUGGUGGUUAGGGAAUAUGGUAGUUCUCCAGGUAGACUUGUAGCCAAAAUUUGAGCAUUUGUGGUGAUGGUUGCAAGUGGGACUGUUGAUGUGCUGGGGUCUAGCCAUCCAAGGCAACCAUUAUGCUCUGUUCUUAAGCAGCUGCUGUAACUUCCCAUUGGCCAAAUUUCUAGCAGAAGUGUGAAGUGGCAGAUAGGCAAGACAACCCAUCUCAUGUGUUCAGUAAGCAGGGGAGGGGUGUGUGUGAUUAUUUGAGAUAUUAAUAAUUCGCAGCAUGAAGCAAUUGUAUGCAUAAAAGCUGAGUCCUUUUGGAAUAAAAAUUGUCCAGACCCAUAAUUAUGAUUCAAAGCUUUUCUAACCAGAAUUUCUUCAAAACAAGUACAAAAGCACCAAUUAUACAUCCAGAAAGAAGUACAAAGCGUAUGUGUAUUGAAGCAUAGGUUCUUCUUCUUAAAUAUAUAACUUAAUUACAAUUAGAGCUGAAAUUAAAGCUCUGUCUCCCCCAUAGUCUGUAUCAAGCCUGAGGCUAUGCAGCUUCUGGAGAGGCAUCAUUUACAAAUCCUUUUCUGACUAUCCCUGGUAAUGGAAGCAAAGCCAACUCCCUUCAAAAUGGAGAUUUGCAAUGAAAUACCUUAGUCACAUGUACUAAGGUUAAACACUCACGUGUAAGCUAGCAGAGAACAUCAACAGUUACCAGUAAUUAUCAGCUCAUUUAGAAGCUCGAAGAGCUUUUUCUAGCUUAGUUCACUCCAAUGGAAUUUUCCAAUGUUAAACCCUUAGCAAUAUACAUACAGUGGUACCUCAGGUUACAUACACUUCAGGUUACAUACACUUCAGGUUACAAACUCUGCUAACCCAGAAAUAGUGCUUCAGUUUAAGAACUUUGCUUCAGGAUGAGAAGAAAAACCGUGCUCCGGCGGCGUGGCGGCAGCAGGAGGCCCCAUUAGCUAAAGUGGUGCUUCAGGUUAAGAACAGUUUCAGGUUAAGUACUGACCUCCGGAACGAAUUAAGUACUUAACCUGAGGUACCACUGUACAGGCAUUCUCAACAGUGAUUGAAUGGUGUCUGGUGCCCACCGGGACUGGUGGGGCAGGAUGCAGGGUACCCAAAGGUAGGUUUUGUCCUCCAUCCUCCUCCUUGCUGAGAUUUACCAGGGGCAAAAGGAGGAAAGGCCAACCCCUGGGACAUGCAGGUGGGACAGAUUGAGGCUGGUAAGGCAAUGCCCCAUUUAUUCUAAUGGGCCCCCACUGGUGAGAUCCCAUCCACUGGCCACACUCUGAUAUUGCAUGUUCAGCAUUAAUGUGAAGGGGUCCUGUGUAUGUAUGCCUAUGUCACAGAAGUCUUAAAGGACACACUAGUUAGAAAGUCAUUUAUUUAUAGGUCCCAGGACAUACCAGUUAUUUAUUUAUUUAAAAGCAUUUAUAAUUCACUAAAUGUUUUUGAUUUUUUCUAAGCACUGUACUAUAUAUAUAUGUGUGUGUGUGUGUGUGUGUGUGUGUGUGUGUGUGUGUAAAAAUAUCAUUAACAUGAAAACAACAACAGCAUAAAACCAGUAAAGCAACAAUAUUAAAGCCUUUAAAACAAGAAUUCAGGGAUUUCAGAUAAAUGAAGACAGGUUCCAAGAUUAUAGGUCAGGGAAAGCCUGGGCAAAAAUAUGGUCUGCACAAGACAUCUGAAACAGCUGGUGGUUGCUGCUUCAUGUAAAGUUACAACAAUAUGAUCAUAGAGUUAUUAGAUAACUUUAUUAUUUCUCUUUUUUUAAAAAAAAAUUGUAUUAAAUUUUACAAUUUUCUUGUUCAUCACAAUAACAUUAUCUCAACAAAAAAGAAAAAUACAGUUCCCCAAUUCCCCCCUCCCCCUCCCCACUACUUCUCUCAACCCCGUUUUCUGGUUUAAUAUAUUUUAACUUCUCCUGCUUGUUUUAUUAUAUCUCAAUAAAGCUUUCUUAAGUUUUGAAUAUUAUUCUGAUCUUGUCAUUUUUAUAUUGUCAUUAUUUUCAAAUUACCUCUUACUUUUUAUUAUUUCUUCGUUAAUACAUUUUAGUAUCCAUAUUGUUUUGUUAGUUGUAAGAGUUUAAUCAAACCCUGCUAGUGAGUCCACUUCUUUACAAUAUUUCUGUAAGUACAACAUAAAUGAUUCCCAAUCCUUUUUAAAGUCUCUAUUGUCUUUUUGUCUAAUUCUUCCUGUUAGUUUCACCAUUUCCACAUAGUCCGUCAGUUUCUCUUGCCAUUCUUCUUUAGUUGCUAUCAUGUCGUCUUUCCAUUUCUGGGCUAGUAAUAUCCUAGCCACCAUUGUGGCGUACAUAAAUAACUUCUUCUGUUCCUUUGGCAAGUCUUGACCUAUAAUGCCUAACAAAAAGGCUUCUGGUCUUUUAACAAAGGUCAUUUUAAACAUUCAUUUAAUUUCAUUAUAAAUCAUUUCCCAAAUUUUUAAAAUUAGUUUACAGUUCUACCUCAUAUGAAAAAAAAUGUAACUUCUUUUUCUUUACAUUUCCAUCAUUUGUUAGAACCCGUUCUGUACAUUUUUGCCAUUUUUAUAGGCGUGAUAUACCAUCGCUACAUCAUUUUCAUAUAAUUCUCUUUCAGCAUUAUACAAUCAGUAAAUUUUAGGUUCAGUUUCCAUAAUUUUUCCCAGUCUUCCAUUUGUAUGUUAUGUCCUAAAUCUUGCGCCCACUUAAUCAUUGCACAUUUAACCUCUUCGUCUUUGGUUUCCCACUCUGAUAAUAAGUUAUACGUCUUCUUAAACAAUUUAGUAUUAUCAUCUAUCAUUUCUCUUUGGAAUCUGGAUGAAGUGUAACUGAAUCCUUUCUUUUCAUCUCCUUUAAAUACCUCAUUUAAUUGGUGAUAUUACAGCCAGUCUUGCACAUACUUUGUUAUUUCUCUUAAACAGGAACAUAACAGCAGCAGGAAAUGCCUGGCCCUACCUAGGUACAACUAAGUCUAGUGCCCCCUACUGACUAACCUGUAUAAUGGCAGUAUCCACACAGUCUGUCCUCACAUAGGUCGCCUUCACAUUAAUUCUGAAUGUGUAGCUGCUGACUGGUGCAUUGGCACCAAGGGAACAUAACUGGUGGAUGCAAUCACACUAUCCCCCCACACAUGUGAGAAUAAUUGUGUGUAUACACACACAUGGGUAAGAGGGAAUGGGAAUCCUAAACAAUGGAACUGAAAGAACAUUUGCAAUGCAACAGGUAUACUUUCUGCAAUGUUAAUAUGCUUAGAAGGAUGCAAGAUCAAGAGAGUGACUAUUUCAUGACCUGAUAACAUGAUCUUGAUCACCUGUAGGGACAGGGAAACAUUCCUGCAAUAGGAGCCAAGAAGUGGUCCCAGUGUUUGUCAGUCCUUCCAGUCUGUUCGCACUCAUUGGCCAAAGCACCAGGUGGUAGCAUUUGCACUGGGCAUGGCUUUCCUUUUCACAAAGCAAUAGGUUUUUCCAUUGUAAUUCUUUAAAGAAAGGGGCCUCUGACUUGGAUAGUCGCUGCUGAAAGUUCAGGGAAGAAAAUUAUUGAAUAUAGGGAACCUAUAUUAGUGCUGGUCUCCCCCCACCUCCACCCCACAGAUGGCCUUGGCUGUAGGACUGUGUUACCCAGAAAUCAAUCAUAAAAAACCCAACAAAGCUCCCACCUCCCAUUGUCCCCUGUUUGAUCAAGGGAGAAAGUGCUGCCUGCCGGCUGGUUGGAGCUGUCAGCCUGGGGUGCUAUUCAAAGCACAGGGUAGAUAUAAGCCAUUAGAUGCACACAGAGUAAAAUAGAAAUGACCCGCUUCUCAACACAAAUCCUGUGACAGGGCAGAGAAAAAGGGAGCUCAAAAGCUGUCCUAUUUUUCUCCUCUCCUUUCUUUCUGCAGCUACCUGUGGUGUUUGCCACAGAGUCAGAUUAAAUAGCUGAUUAAGCUUUUUCACAGCCCGGCCUCUCGAUGUUCUGCCUGCUGAGAGCAUUGCUGGAGCCAAAUGUUGCUUCCACUGGCUCCAUUAACCAAAAUGACUUAAGACUUGGACAUUCAGCAGAUUGGGGGCGGGGAGGUGGGGGGAGAGAUCCACUGGGGACAUCAGUUAGAUGUAAAACUGUCUUCCCGCUUGCAGCAAUUGUGGGCUUUUGUUCCCUUGCAGCAAGGAGUGGCUUUUCUAAUAAACUUUUAAAGAGGCACAUUAAAAAAAAAAUUGAUUGAUUGGCGAAGGGAGGAAGCCCAGAUUAACAGCUUUGCUGUGCACACCUAAAAGAAAUAUAUUUAAAAAAACUGACUCUUUUCAAGAGCUUUUCAAAAAUGGAAUAUUUGGUCCAUUUUCAAAUGGUCCUCUUCUGCUUCCUGUACUGUAUUGCUAAAUUAACUUUUUUAUUAUUAAGGGGCAUAACUCAACUGUGAAGUAUGUAUUUUGCUACAGUUUUAUCGACUUUGUUUUAUAGAUUAUUCCAUGGCUUUUACUGUAAUGCAUUGUUCUUUUUCUAAGUUUAUGCCAUGCUUUAUGCAUUUACAUUCUGUAGGUUGCCUUGUGUGUCUAGAGACUAAUAAAUUAUAAUAACAGUAAUAGUAAUUAUAAUCUUUUGUAUCAGAAGGUCCCAGGUUCAAUCCCUGGCGUUUCCAGCUCAGGUGUAGCACAUAAUGAACUCACCUCUUUCUUUUAUUACCUAUUUUGGUUUUAUUUUUCCCCACCACACCUUGCUUUGUGCAACAUCUUAUCUGCUGAAGAGUUCAAAAGCUUGCCAGGCUUUUUGUGGCUUAUGGGUUGGCCCAGAGUGACCCAGUGUGGCAGCACACACACUUUGGAACUCCAUGCCCAUUGACAUUAGCCAGUGUCAGGGACUGGACUGAGGAGGAAUGCUGCCCCCCCCUUCCUGAACCUUCCUGAGAAGAGGAGGACAGUAUAGAUUUAGAUCAGUGGUUUGCAGAAGGUCAUAGUUCAGAGGCUGCAGAGUGGAGAAGCUGGGAAAUAUUGAGAGAGCAGCAGGAAGAAGAAGCACCAGGGGAGAGACAGCUGACAGACUCAGUGUCUCUUGAAAGCAUUCCUGACCCCCUCACAGGACGAGGUGUGCCUUGAGAGUAGUAGAACAGAAAGCUCAGAGGCAGAAAACACAGGUCAGCCGGCGCAGGGAUGACAUAGAAUAGGAGAGAUGGAGGGGAUGGGACUUUACUUGGAGCAACACCAUUAUCUAAGAGAGACUGCAUUCCUUCAUCUCUCUCUGUGAAUAUUGAAUAAACUACUUGGUAAGAACUUUUCUUGUUUAUCUGCUUCUUGGCUGCCACCGUGGGAGGGAUAGGAUUCCCUGAAGCCUGGCAGGCAGGCAGCUUCGCUGUAUGUUUUUUGGCCCCUGCUAAAACCAUUUUUGUUUAAGCAGGCCUGUCCAGAUAUUUAGAAGCUGAUAUGUGUUCUCAUUUGUUGAUUUAAAUUAUAUUUUGCUUUAAAAAAAAAUACCUGUUUUUAACUUUUUUUGUUGACUGUUUUAAUAGUUAUUUUAUUUUUUAUACCCCGUUUAGAAGUUCUAUUUACAAUCAAGUGGUAUAUACAUUUUGUUAAAUAAAUAAAAUUAGAUAGCUGUAGACAUUGUUUCUUCCCUUAUGGAUCAGUGUGACUACCUUUGCUUUAAAAAAGUGACCUUGUUUCUUUUCUCCCCCUCCCCCCAUCUAUAAUUGGGAAAACAUCUCUGAGUACAAUUGUAUUUCUCUUCUAAAUCUAUUAGGGUUGUACAAAAUUAAAAUGCACAUUCAAAUCCCUAAUCCUCUUACCUUGAAAUGCAACCACAUCAUUAUAAAAAUUAUCCUCCCUAUGAAUACUCUGAAUUAAUUCAAUAACUAUUCUCAGUCACCUCUCUGAUCCUAAAUAAUUAACAAUAAAAAUGAUUCCAAAUAAUAUAUUGUGGUUUUUUGCUCCAGUUUUUGCUUCAUGUCCUAUAACUUUACAUUUGCACUUUUGUCUAUUGCACGGUUUCCCAAGCUUGAGUCUCUAGCUGUUUUUGGACUACAACUCCCAUCAUCCCUAGCUAGUGGGACCAAUGGUCAGGGAUGGUGGGAAUUGUAGUCAGCUGGAGACCCAAGUUUAGGAAACCCUGGUCUAUUGAUUGGAACCCAAUCCCCCAUAGGACUGGAAUUUUUGCAAUAAGGAAAGUGAUGGGGAAAUGUACCGGGAAGCAUGGGAUGCCACACAUGGAAUUUGAUACAACAUCCUCUCAAACAUAUCAGGAUGAAAAUUCAUUAAGCCAACGUCAUCAGAUCUCUCUGCAAACAAAUCAGGAUGGCUGCUCAAUAAAUAUGUCAUCUGGAAGCACCUUGGGAUGGGAUGAGAAGGCUGCCCCUAAGUCCUUCAGUUCAGGUGGCAUCGCUCAUUAUCGAAGGAGGUAAGCCAAGACUGGCAUGCUCCUUCCUUUGAACCUUUAGUAACUCCCUGGUUUAAUUUAUCAGUGAGUUCCUCACAACAGUACCACAGAAUCUACUGUUCUGUGCUUGCAUGAGCCAUCACGCAAUUUCUCUUGCAAUAACAAUGCAAAGGUGGAGCUUAUAAUGUUACUCUUCACAAAUUCUGUUCCAUCUGCUCCUCACAUCUGUGAAAAAAUCUAAAUGUAGGCAGAAAACAGUCUGGAUGUUUAUUUUUAAAAGUGUUAAUGAUAUUUUCGUAGAGCCUCUAUAGGGACUCAGUAAUAGAUUGGUUAAGUCCUGGCCUGCUGUAACCUGCCCUCUGUGUUCUAAAAGUGAGACAUCUUCUCAGAAUAUUGCUUUGUUUGUGGAAGAGUAAAUUGCUGAAAUGUAUGUGUUUUGUGCAUGUGUGUACAUGCGCAAAAUAAAGUUCAGCCAAUGGAAUUCAAUAUGAUAAAACAGAGGUCUGAUUGAUGUUCACCUGUCUGGGUGAAGGUGAUCUGCAGCUUUUCCAUAAUUAAAGUCCAUCAUAUAUUUAAUUGUUAUUUAAUUAUAUGACAGUUAUUCUUUAACUAUUAUAUUUAAUUCCUGUUGAAUAAUACUGAAUCUUAUCCAAUAUUAAUGCAGUUAUAUAAACAGUAAACAAACAUAGAUACAUAUAUAAUCAAGCUUCCUAAAUUGGUAUUAGGAACAUCUGUAAUGAUCAAUAAACGUUAACCAAACAGUAUAAUAAUAAUAAUAAUAAUAAUAAUAAUAAUAAUAAUAACUAUUAUUAUUAUUUAUUAUUUAUACCCUGCCCAGUUGGCUGGGUUUCCUCAGUCACUGUGGGCAGUUUCCAACAGAAUAUUAAAAUACAAUAGUCUAUUAAACAUUAAAAGCUUUCCUAAACAGGUCUGCUUUCAGAUGUUUUACAAACAAGAUGUAUUACAAACAAGGCUGAUAUUACAUAUAAUAAAGGAAAAGAGUUACUAGUUCUUGUUUGACAUUUCAUGUUGCAUUUACUGGAACUUCUUUUGUAGCCAUAGUAGUAGGGAAAUCAAAUGCUAGAAACCCAAAUAGAUGAGAUGGGUCCUUGUAGGGCAAGGAAUGGCUGCACAAACUUCUUAGGAUUCCCAACACAUUCAGCGCAGUAAUCAAGGGAAGCAGGUUAGUUGGAUCUGACAUAAGCUGCUCUGCCCUGUGUUUUCUGAGGGUCUUUCAAUUCACACUUCUCUGUCCCAGUCAAGUUGCUGCAGCCGCCUCACAGGGGAUUUGCUUGUGUCUUCUUGCAGACUUGUCACAGACACCAGUGAAGAAGUGGAAGAUGAGAACCAUCUGGGCAAGCCAAUUACCCCAAGACAUUGCUGUCCCCCACCAGGCAUCAGUGUCCUUGAGAAGCUCAUCAAGACAUGCCCGGUUUGGCUUCAGUUGAGCAUCAGCCAGGAAAAAGCUGUCCAAAUACUCUGCAAGGAGCCCGUAGGGGUAUGUCUACACUUUCUCUGAAGAAUACUGUUUUGUGGUUCUUGAGGGAGAUGACAUGCAGACUUAGAUCAUGGGAAGCCAAUGUGCUAUACUCCAAACGUUGUUGAACUCCAACUCCCAUCAGCCCCAGCCAGUAUGUCCAAUGGACAGGAGUGAUGGAAUCUGGGAUCCAACAACAUCUGAAGGGCAACAGAUUUCCUGCCCCUAAACAAGAUUCUGUUUUCUUGGUGUAUUUUGCAGCUUUUUUCCUCUCCCCACUGAUUUCACUAUUUUAGACUGUUAUCGAACGUAUUGUGGGAUAGUGCAUUUUAGCAAGUUUAUAAUGCAUUUCAGCAAGUUAUUAUCACUAACACAUUCAUUUUUAUUUGUACUUUCCCUUAAUAUAUGCAUUCUGUACACACUUCUUCUUCUUCUUCUUGGAAAACUGCACCGCAAAAUUUGGAAAUGUGGGAAUUUAGAGGGACAGCUACUUUUCAAUUUGUGGAUUGUUUCAGGAAGUGCUGAUUAGGUAGGUUCCCAUUAAAAUGCAAACAAAUCCAAAUUUCUCCCCCACCUGUGCUCUGAUUAUAGUCUAGUGGCCUUUUUUAGCCGCAGAGAAAUGUAUUUAAAUGAUAGCCAUCUAUCCAACCUGGUGUUGUUUGGCUCCAGGACUUGACAGUCAGAAAUUCUGGACAUAUGGCAGAGUCCUACUGAAACCAUCAACUCUGGUGUGGAGAGGCAGUGAAAGAAAGACUAAUUCUAUGAUUCUAUGGCAUUAGGAAACAGGCUGAGAAUAAGACAGCUAGUACCAUUAUGCCAAUAAAUACUGUAUAUAAAUCAGAGGUGGCGCCUUAUCUGGUGUAUUGUGUAUAGCAUGGGUGGGGAUACUUUGGGCCUGUGGCCCUCUAGAUGCUGUGGGACUCUGACUCUCAUCAGCCUGACCCAGGAAUGCCAGUGGUCAGGAGUGAUGGGAGAUCUGGUCCAAUAACAUCUGGGGGACCACAGUUUUCACUGUUUCCUUGUAUAUAGUCUGGUUUCCUGUUUUCAGAAAAGGACAUCAUAGCCAGGGGAGGCCCAUACAUAAAAUGUGCAUGUGUUAAUUUAUCACUUAAGAUGCAUAGGCUGACUCUCACAGGCAGAGGUGUCCUAAAAGUAAAGGGUGUGUUCGUUUUUUAGUUUUAACAGUGAUGAAAAUGGGGAGGAGAUCCAGGACCCAGUGCCCCCAAAACCCAGGCCCAUCCCUUAACAGCAUUCCUAAUCAGAGUCCAUUCUAAAAAAAAAAGCAUAUUGUAGAGCUGGCAAAGGUGCAGAAAAGCGUAAUCGACAUGAUCAAUGAGCUGGGGCAACACCCUAUGAAGAAAGAUGACAACACUGAGAGCUUUUUACUUGCACAUGACAGCCAUUUAUAACAUGGUAUUGCACAUAGUGUGGAGAAAACGGAUACGGUUCUUUUUCUCAGUCUCCCAAAAUACCAAACCCUGGGGUUAUACAAUGAAGCUGAGCACCGGGAGAUUCAAGACAGUGUCUUCACACCGUGCAUAGUUAAACUGUGUAUUUUUCUGAUGUAUGAUGUAGUAAUGGCCACCAACUGCUUUGAAAGAGGAUUAGAGAAAUUAGUGGAGGCCAUGAAUGGCAUUUUACCUACAGGAUCGGUAAAAGCAUGUAUCUGAAUAUCAGUUGUUGAGAGAGGGCUAUUGGGCUCAGAUCCUUUCUGUAGGCUUCCUAUAAGCAUCUGGUUGGCUGCUAUGGGAACAGAACAUUGGUCUACUCUAGACCUUUGGUCUGGUCCAGCAGGGACCUUUUAUAUUCUUAAAUAAAAGGUACAUAAAUCUUGACCCAGUUCUGAUAUAAUGACUACUGAACAGGUCAUACUUGAAUGACCCCUUUUUGUUGUUGUUGCAUGAUAUAAUUUCACGCACCCUCUUUUCUCUGGUUAGAUAUUCAUAGUUCGGAAAGAUGAGAACCUGAAAAAUCUGCUUCUCUCAGUUCAUUUCCCAGCCCUGGUGGAGGCUUCUGACAUUUCAGAAUACAGGAUUAAAGAAGAAAAAUCAUGUAAGUUUAUUCCUGAGUUUUGAAACUUAUCUCUCCACCAAACUAUUUUGCACCCUGUCCACAAUAUACCUGCACCUAGAUCAUUUUCAAUGCAAAUGUGUGUGUCUCUUCAUUAUGAUCUCCAUUAAGAUUCAGGACAGGCAAAAGAAAGUGCUUCUUCACAAAGUGCAUAGGUGAACUAUGGAAUGCACGCCCACAAAAAGUAGGGAUGGCCACCAACUUGGAUGGCUUUAAAGUAGGGAUUAGACAGAUUUGCUGAACAUAAGGCUCUCAGUGGCUACUAACCCUGAUGGUUAUGUUCUACCAUCACUGUCCAGAGGCAGCAUGAUUAUGGAUACCAAUUGCUGGAAACCACAAAUGUCCAGCUGCUGCUUUGAAUGCCUCCAGCCAAGGAGAGCCCAAGCCUUAGGAAAGAGUUUCCCUGUGGUUUUUCCAUUCUCUUAUCAUUGUCUCAUAAACACAUUUCAUAUCAGUGUCUUCUCAAAACACUGGUUAUCUUCACCAAACAUGUUAUGUCUCCACCUCCUGCUGGGCUUCCUGUUGAUGACCUCCUUGGCCUCGCAUUAAAUACAAGUGUUCCUCCUCAUCCUUUUUAUCUAACCAGUUGCCACGAUUCCACACUGGCAGUUUCCUUUGCCUCAGUGAGAGUCCCUUUGAGCCGCAAACAACUUUUCUGACUGCUUACGCACUGGGCGUUCGAGUUGGAAUUAUCAUUUUGCAAGGCGGCCAUACAAUGAUGUCAUCCAUUCUUGUUCCUUCACAGUGCUUUUUUUGUAUUUCUUUUCUUACUGCAGAAAGCUGAAGGGCCCCCUCAAACUGUUGCUGCAGCUGUUGUUAGCAGGUGUAGUCUGCAACAUGCCAGUAAUACUACAUUAAUGGUGGACAGUAAGUGACCCUCUGGAGGUUGUUGGACUCCAACUCCCAUCAGCCCCCGUCAGCAUGGCCAGUAAUCAAGUCUGAUGGGAGUUGGAGUCCAACAGCCUCUGGAGGGGCACAGGUUUCCUGUUCCUCUGUUCCUGUUCCUUCUUGGCAUUCACACGAAUUGGAUGGCCUUCCUGUCUUCCUUGUUCUCAAGUAUCUACUUUGUGGAGUUAUACUGCCCUUGCAGAGUCUAGUUUACCUAUCAUGGCUAAUGUAAUGACCUAUCCUCAGUGAUUUUGUCUGAUCCUUUUCCACAGCUGUAGAAGAUAAUGGCCAUCACUAUGUCUUGAGGUCAUGAAUUCCACAUUGGAAUUGCUUUGCUGGGUCAGACAAAUGUCCAAAAUAAAAUGUUAAUGAAAGAGCCAAAGUUUGAAUCAGGGACGGUGAGGAAAGGAGCACAUCUGGUGUGGGCUGCUUCCAUGUGACACCACAGCCCGGCCAACAAGACAUUCCAGACAGGAGUUGGGGUGCAUGAGGCCCACACCAUUAAGUACACCACAGCUGCUGGAUAAAACACAACAUCUGGAAGCUUUAAAGGCAUAUCUCAUCGGGGAGGAGAUGGAGGAGAGGGAUGGCAGACAAGGAUGGAAGGAGAGUGAGGAAAGUGCAAGGACGAAUUUUACUAAAGGAGGAGGAGAGGAAGGGAAGAAAAGAAGGAUGUUGCCCUACCUCGAUGAUGGCUGAGGAACUAGGGUGGGAAGAGGAAAGGGGAAGAAAGAGGGAAGGGUCUAAGGCUGUUGGCCCAGUGGUGAAACAAGUGAAGAGAAAGGGAGAGGAGGAAGGAUAGAACAUGUGGAAACUUUAUAUUUACAAAUAGAGAUGCUUAGAUGAAGCAGGCAUCUCUGAAGAUAAGUGACCACCUGGAACUCCAAGGAUCCUUGUAACCUUAGACAGGGCAUCCUUGAAAAACUGGAUAAAACUACACCAGCUGGAUGAUCUGCUUGCUUAUAUGGGGAGAAGGCAUUUUACUUAUGUGAUUUUUGAAGUGGGAUGUGUGCCCCUCCUUAAUUACACUACUGGCAGUUUUCCAACAUAGACCUUCUAGUUACAUAAGCCACCACCGCAUGCCGGCCUUCACAGUUCCUGCUGAUAAGGUUAUUAAGUGAAUUCAGAUGCUAAUGGCUACCCUGGAGUACCACAGCCUUCAAAAUACAAUGCCCUGUGCUCCAAGCAGCCUGGCACACAAUGGCCCUCUUGCUGAUGAAAUUUCUCCAGCAGAAUGUUCUCAGAAACUCCAUUCACAGGGGUAAUGAGUUGUGCCAAAGAGAGGUCAAACGCUUUAAACACAUAUAUACUUUUCACAGUAGUUAGCCAUCUGAACUUCACAGCCUCCCGCAUCCCCUCCCUGAAAAAUAAAAUAAAAUAAAAUGAGAGUUACGUUUUACCCUGAUGCCCCCUGGAGAGCUUGAGCUCAUUUUCUGAUAAGCAGCAUUGCAAGCUGGUGGUGUUUGCCUCGCUGCUGCUGCUGCUUUUGGAAAGGUUAAAAAGAAGCAGCAAGCAACCAGCGUGCAUACAUUUCUUUGAAUCUCUGGCACUGCAAACUGCUCAAGCCGCAGAAGUGCUUGGGGAAUAUUCAUGGGCUUUAUGGCAUAUCAUGAUUCAGAGAGUGUUAAAUUAGCUUGAACAAUUGAGGAGCUAUGAAACUAUCUCGAGUGGCAUCCAUGCAUUAUUCAUAUGGAAGCUAAUGAGGGAAUUGAAGGGGAUAACUAGGCAGAGGUAGGCAAAAGGCAGCUUUAUUCUUUUGACUGAAGAGACCAUUUUGCUCUGGCUUAAUCCUGCAUCAGUUUGGGAACUCCCGGGAGUUCGGUGUUGUUUGUGGCGGGCGUCAUUUAGCCCACAGAUACUGUGCGCUUUGAAAUCUUCCGUUCCAUGGCAAAAGAUUUAAUGAAAUGUUGCAUAAACUAAUUGCAACACAAUGCCAGUAAUAGGAUUGCCCCUUGAGGUUGUUUGUUACAUGUGUAUUCCGUGCUUCCCUCCUGCUGCUUCUCCAAAGAGCUCUGCACUGUUCGUACAUACUGUACAGUGGUACCUUGGGUUAUGUACGCUUCAGGUUACAUACGCUUCAGGUUACAGACUCCGCUAACCCAGAAAUAGUACCUCGGGUUAAGAACUUUGCUUCAGGAUGAGAACAGAAAUCAUGCUCCGGUGGCGCGGCGGCAGUGGGAGGCCCCAUUAGCUAAAGUGGUGCUUCAGGUUAAGAACAGUUUCAGGUUAAGAACGGACCUCCAGAACGAAUUAAGUACUUAACCCGAGGUACCACUGUAAUUAUUUGCCAUGUUUUAUAUACAGUGGUACCUCGGAUUAAGAACUUAAUUCGUUCUGGAGGUCUGUUCUUAACCUGAAACUGUUCUUAUCCUGAAGCACCACUUUAGCUAAUGGGGCCUCCUGCUGCCGCUGCGCUGCUGGAGCACGAUUUCUGUUCUCAUCCUGAAGCAAAGUUCUUAACCUGAGGUACUAUUUCUGGGUUAGCGGAGUCUGUAACCUGAAGCGUCUGUAACCUGAAGUGUCUGUAACUCGAGGUACCACUGUACCUUCUUUCUGCUGAUGAGCUCAAGGCACUUCACAGUUAAAAUAAUGGAUUAUAAUUGAUGACAUAUGUGCUAUCCCGAGACAUCGCCUCCUGUGAGUCAAGGCUCGAGGUACAUAGUACCAAAGGCUGGCCAAGGUAUUUUGGCACCCAAGGCAGGAAACUCCACACGUGCCCCUCUCUGGAAGCAAAAACACAGCAGUAAUUAAAUAAUGUAACAAUUUGCUACCUUUUCACGGCACCCCAAGCCAGCUGCCUGUAAACAGCAGCCUCACCCAACCAGUGAUAGGGACAGUCUCAAGGAGAAGAAGCAAAUUUGGUUGCCUUGGCUACAGAUGAGGUAUUAUUCUUAUUUUUUGUGCGGGAGCUGUUCUGUACCACAGUAUUAAUUUUAUUAUCACUGUCAAACUGUUAAUUACUGGAUUCUAUGCAUUUUAAUGACCUGGUCUAUCACGUAGUGUAUCGGAAACCACUUUGCAUUCAGUAUAUAACGAAAAGCGGUAUACAAAUAAACAAAGAAAUAUAGAAAUAAAAUUUCCAGGAGGGCAGGCGCCAAAUAGCAACAGGUCCUAGCCAGGCUAAUGGAGGAAGCCUUGCUGCCUGUAACCGUUCCCCUUCACUGCAACUGGGUGAAAUGGGUGCAGAUGGAGACAGUUGUGGAGGCCCAGAGCUAAAUGGUACUGGAUCCAGAGCAGAUUGAUGCCUCACCCCCAGAUCAUUGACUUUGACAUCCUGCCUCUUCCUUUGAUUCAGCUAGAUGGAAAGACUGCUGGAGGAGGCAGUUUUGGUAAAGGGCCUUUGGUCCCAGCUAGACUAAAUGAAUGGUUGCAGAGCGAGUUCCAAAGUAGUAUCCUGUCGACAUCAAUUCUACCUUCUGACCAGUGACAGCAAAGAGUUAAGUAGCAUGGAGAAGUGGCAGGAAGACAAUGUUUGAUUUCCAAAUUCAAUCCCAUUCAGUGUACGGAAGAUGUCACCACAGACAUGCAGGACGAUCCUUGGAGCCUCUGGGAUGUUGCAUUCCGGUCAUGGUGACUCAUUCUAUUUUUAGCUCAAGUAUCUCUGUCCGUUCUCCAUAUUUAGUAACUUUGACCGCAGCACACCAGAGCAAACUCAGGGUCGUGCCUCCGAUUUCCUUCCUCAUUCAGGGUAAGUUGCCCACCUUGUUGUAUCUACUCGUGAAUUAUCUGUAUAACUUUUUUGAAAAAGAAGAGAAAUUCUCUCUCAUAUAUUUUUUUCUAAGGAUACAAUAACAUUGGUAGUGCCUGCAUGCCAGGGCAAUCUGAUAGACUUCCUGCAGUUUAAAUCAUUAUUAAAAAAAAAAGAAGUAACUUUGCUUUAGCAAAGUUAAUUGGCUUCAGACUAACUGUACACAUGGAUUAAACAUGGAGAGCAAAGGAUUUAGCUGAGCUAAAGCAUGAUUCCUUCCAUUGACCUUGGGAUUCUCAAACAAAUGUCAUUAUUAAGGUCAGAACUAUUCACUAGUGUAAACAAAGGGAGAGGAGAGCGAAGUUUUAUAGCCAGGAAAUGUGCCUGUUCAGACUGAAGUAGCUUUCAAAGAAGCAUUCCUGAUAAUACAGACUCAAAGCAGUGCUAGUAAAGGUAAAGGGACCCCUGACCAUUAGGUCCAGUUGUGACUGACUCUGGGGUUGUGGUGCUCAUCUUGCUUUAUUGACCGAGGGAGCCGGCGUACAGCUUCCGGGUCAUGUGGUCAGCAAACCAGAGCAGCGCACGGAAAUGCCGUUUACCUUCCCGCCAGAGUGGUACCUAUUUAUCUACUUGCACUUUAAUGUGCUUUCGAACUGCUAGGUUGGCAGGAGCAGGGACCGAGCAACGGGAGCUCACCCCGUCGCGGGGAUUCCAACCACCGACCUUCUGAUCAGCAAGUCCUAGGCUCUGUGGUUUAACCCACAGCGCCACCCGCGUCCCCAAAGCAGUGCUAGUGGGGGCCAAAUCCUGUAUCACAGGCUGGAUGGAGUGCUGGACUGCAACUUUGGGUAUCCGGGUAUCCUCACACCAAUUUAAAGGACACUAUUUCUCUGCCUUAGGGUUGCUGGGCACAGGGGCAGUCCUGCCAUGAAGCAUGGUGAAGGGAUUGGGGCAGCUGAAGCCUGGGACUCCAUGGUGCAUGGCCCACCCCCACCCCCUGAGAUGGCCACCAGCAUUACUUCAGUUGUGAAGCACACAAUUACCAUUUCUCUCCCCCACAGCCAUGGCACGCUUACAAAUAUGUGGGGAACCUUUUUCAGUCCAAGGGGCACAUCUCCUCUGGGCAAACUUCUGCAGGUCACAUGCCAGUGUUGGGCAGGGUCAGAAGAACAAUGAAUUUAAAUGUUGCCAGGGCCGGCUCACCCAUGAGGCUGGGUGAGGCAGCUUCCUCAGGUAGGGGGAAGCUCAAGAACAGGCCCUUCUGCAGGUGCCCUGCCUUCGCUACAAGAGAAGCAGCACAGGCAGAAGCACCAAGGAGAUCUUGCCAAAAAUCUAAUGAAACUUUGUCAAAAUCCCGUGAGAUCCCAUGAGAUCUCGUGAUAUUUCAGCAAGGACUCUCAAUAUCUCACCAGAACCCACGGUCAACAUCACCGCUUUGCAGGUGCUGCUGCACAUCCCAGAUAAGCGAGGCUUCAGUGGGGCAGGGCAACACAUUCCCAUUUUGCCUCAGGCAGUGCAACAGGGUGUACCGCCCCUGAAUGUUACCUUUGUGCAGUAUGCUACUUUCAGCCCACACUUGACACCCCUCUCUAUCCUCCAUCCAGGCAAGCAAGAGUCAUUAUUUGAGCUGAAGGAUAACUAGCCAGGCAAAAAAUUAUCAAGGGUGUGUGUGUGGGGGGGUGUCAUUUGGACUCUUUGUCAGGUAACAAGAAGUUUGGGGGCAGCCCUGGUUGUGAGGAUCCACCUGGGGGAGAGACUGUCCUCUAUCAGUUUGUCUCCAACUAGUAGUGAAGUCUACAUAUUUUGCUCUUGAGGGUAGGGCAGGGCUGGCCCAGUAAAUUUUGUUGUCUGAAACAGGAUUGCACAACCUGCAAAGGAAUGGGGCUUUCUACCACUUUGCGUUUGGUUUAUGUCGUUGCAAACACCAAGUUGUAAGAUGGUUGCUUUUUGUUCAAAUGAAUGCACAGGGGACUAUUUCGCUUGCAAAGUGGUUCGCGAGGGGUGGGUGUCAAAAGUUUAAGGGGAAGUGUUGCUCAGGCAGUUUUGUAAGGCAGGGGUGAUGAUUCAUGGCUGCUUGCACGUCCCCAAGAAAGAGGACUCAAGAUUUGUACAAGCUAUAAACUGAGAAAUGCAAUGCAUCUCAUCAGAGUCAACAAGACUGUGAUCAGGGGGCCCGUGUGCCUGUUCAACCUGAUGUUUAAGCGCUUUCUGUUGAUGGGCAACUUCAAGGCCUCUGCUCUCCUUUUUCGUCAUUCUGCAAGCUGUGCUUGGAUCAGACGGCUGUUCAGAUAGAGAUCCUCUUCAAACAGGGGCCUGUUCCCUGCAAAAUAGGACAUAUCCCUACCCUACAUUUGGCUAGUUAUGGACUAAUCUGUCCAUUUUGGUUUCUCUCGGAUUUUCAUUUUUUCCUAUCGUAAGUUCAGUUCCCCACAUUUCUGCAUCAGUUCCCUAUUUUAUUUAAAGUCCUCAUGAAAAUUAAUCAGCAUUUUAGUGUUACUAUGAGACGGACAAAUCUCCCUUUCAGUUUCUUGAAUUUUCUCAUUUUCCCAGUUCUCCACAUUUCCACAUCAGUUUGUGCUUUUUUAAAAACUUCAUGAAGAUUCAUCAGCAUUUUAGUUUCAAUUUCCCUUAAUCUACACAUUUUUCUAUGCAGUUAUGCAUGAUGUACACGUUUUGCAAUUUCCCAUAAUAAACCCAGUUUUGUACACUUUUUUAAAAAAAAGUCUGCAUGCCGCAUCAUCAUAUGAUUAAGACAAGUGUGAAUUUCAAAGGGAGGAAUCCAGUGUAGCACUAACUCCCGCAUUGUGUCUGUUUCUGCUUACACAACUAAAUCCCCACCCCACCUUGCACCCAUCUCUAAAUCUGUUCUGAGGUUUACCCCAACCCUCUGAAGCAAAUUGGGGGAGGGUGUAGGGCUCAUGGAGGGAUAAGAGAGGGGUAGAAAUUCUACUGCACAAAAAGACAUCGUUGCGACUUGAACAGCGCCGAUAGGUUAGCUGCAUUUCGGUUCACACAUUGUUUUGGGAAGUGCAGAUUAGGUCUAUGUGUCACAUGGAGCUUUGUCCUCCAACAUCUCACUGCUGCCCCCCCCCCCGCACACCACAUCACCAGAUACCUGAGUGACCCCCCACAUUAUUUCCAUUGGUUGGGUUGGCCUGGCGGGCUGGGGACCACUUUGUAUCUUAGGGUAGUUUGCUUUCUGUAAAAAUAAGAUAUAUAAUCAGAGUAUUUCCAGAAUCUGAGAAGAUUCAGGGGUUUUUAUUCAGAGUAUAAUAGGGAUUUUCCAUACUGUCCUGAAAAUGUCAGAGUUGAUGGGAACUCUGCCCCGGGUUAUUUGAAAGAAAACUUGAAGCAGUUCUUGAGGCAGCCAGAAAACACAAACAGUUUUCAUUUUAAACUUUAAUCACUUUCUCUAAGGUGAAACUUCCUGAGGAAAGGAAAGAAAAUCUCCCUCUUGUAAGUAAGCACAAUUUCCUUCUUUCUGUUCUGUUUUCUUUGGAACAAAAGGCCUUGCCUUGCCUUGUGCCCAAGUAGUGUAGGUGUUUCUCAGAAUUCACAUAUUAUUGAUGAGGAAAUAUGUGGACACCGAAGCAGCGCUAUACCUUUUGGCAGGACCAACUUAACCACCAAAAAUAGUGAGCAAGCUUGUGAGUUCUCCAGAAUUUUUCUUCAGUUAAGUAGAAGAAAAAAAUAGCUGGCAGGCUUACCUGAGAGCAACAGGUGGCAGUGAAAACAGGUGUACCUUGCAUCAGCAUCUCUCUGGGGAGUUAAAAUGGUCACUCCUACCAUUGAAAAAUUAUUUAAAUGGGUGGGCCCAGGGCAGGUAGACCUCAGCAGUAGGCAGUACAGUAGUAGAGUGUGCCUUAGGGCAGAAGCAGUUUGACACAUGGGGUGGUGCUGCUACACUAGCUUCCUGGCAUGUGGGUCACUGUUGCUUACUGGGGGGAAAGGGGUAGGGUGAUGCAAAUGCAGUGACAGAAGGCCUAGAUUGGCUGACUGCCCUGCCACCCAGGGGUGCCAGCUAUAGGGGCAGAAGGGGCUUCAGCCCCCCAAUAUUUGUAGGCAGGGGGUUGAGCCCCUAAAUAUUGAGGGGGCCACCAUUCCACACCACCUCCAGCAAGCACUGGCACGCUGGGUGGGGGCGGGAGGCGUGGAGAGCGCUUUUCACCCUCCCCGCUCCCCACUGCGAUCACUUCCUCAAAGGGACACCCACACGUCCCAGCAGGCCUGGCCAGACUUGGGGGGUAUGUGAGAUGUCAUGCAUGCAUGACAGCCCCCCAAAUGUUGGGCCCAACUUGGCGCACCUGCUGCCACCUCACCCCUCCGGCUCCUGGUGAGCUAUAGGGACCCAGCUAACUGGAAGCUGGCAUACAGCUCUGUCCCUGACAGCAAGCUGCUUCUGCCUGAAGGUGCUGUGUGUUGGUGUCAAAGCUAAGAGAUUUUCACCAGUCUCCCACCCCCUCAGCUAACUUGAAGGGUGAUAGUGAUGCAGCAAUAAAACUGCUAGCACAUUUGCAAAACUAAGCAGAGUCCAGUAUGGUUUCAAAUUGGUUGGGGGACUGCGUGUUGACAUUCUUGCAUUGCAGAGGAUUGAACAAGAUGACUCUCGUGGUUCCUUUCCAGCUCUACAUUUCUAUGAUCCUCCCUCCCUCCCUCUCUGCCUCUCUCUCAUUGGAACAUUCUAGUCCAGGGGUGAAGAACCUUUUUGGCUUGGUGGGCGAGAGCUUUAUCUCCCCACAUCCCCAUAGGCCAACUUUGACAAGUGGGUGUGACUACCCAGGUGCCAAUCAUUCAAUGUCAGGAUGAUAUUAGGUGACUGGUAGGCCACCUGAUAGGUGGACAGUCCCCCCUACCUGUCAAAGUUGACUCACAGGCAUUCCCCUACCAUCUAAGGUUUUACUUCAUGCUUUUCUUCUUGAGUCUAUGAAUUGGUUAACCUUUAAGGUGCCUCAAGACUCUUUUACUUGUUCUUGUUGAUGUUAACAUUUAUAUAGCCACACAUCAGUAAUAUCUUCUAGAUACUUUCCAGCAGACAUUUGCAAACUGCACCCCGCCGCCCCCCCACCCCCGCGCACACAUCAGUGAGGUGAACAGGAAACAAAAACUGAACUAUGCAUGCUAAUCAUUUUCUACUAAUAAUUAAGCUGAUAUCCAGGAAAGAAGUUUUAAAACACACACUCAAAAGUCCCUACUGUAGUUAGUUAGUUAAUCAAUACAUAAUAUUUAGAGAUGAACAUUUUGCUGCUCCUAUUGCAUAUAAUACCUUGCCAUUGAAGUCAUUGUCCAGGACAUUAAUAUUUCUCAGGCUUAAAAAAAGCUUUGAAUGGCAUUUUUUUACACAUAUGAAACUAAAAGCACUUUCUAGCCCCUCUUGUACUAUUUGCGCUCAUCUGCAAAUGUUCUUAAUGUCAGGUGGAAAGUGGAAGAGAGCUAUUUAUAAAUCCAAUCUGCAUUCUAGCCAGUGCCUGAUUUUUACAUUUGCAUUGCAAAAGCCACUUUGUGUGUGUGAAAACACCCUGGCGGGGCUCUCAUGUAGUUGGUGUGAAGACAGUCUGUUUUACUUUUUGUUUUGAAACUUACAUUGUGUUCAUGAAAGGAAAUUUGAAUGAACUGACCUUCGCAAGGAAGUUGUAAUGUGUUAGAGAGAGUGGAGGGCAGGAGGAGAGGGAGAGAAUGAAAGAGAGAGGGGAGCAAUGGAUGCAACCACUAUAAUGCUUUGCUUGUUAUGAGAGAAAACUGGUGCCCUUGGGCAACCAAAAUGAUUGAGAGACCGCAGCAAGCCCCUCCACUUUGAGAAAGGUUGACUCAGUUGCUGUACCUGAUCACCUGUUUAUCACCUGUUAGUUCUUUAAUUCAGCAGUCAUAUAAAAUGCAGAAAUGAACAGGUUAAAUUGUUUGCCAGUAUGAAGGUGCAUUUUGGGGAGAAGCUUCUCCCAUUGAUUUCUUCCUCUUAUGCAGGUGUACUCAGCAUUGAUCCUUUACCUAUAGAAAGAUGGCAAUGCUAUGCCUGCAGCUUGGCGACUCCGCCAAUAUCUCCCUUCAGAGAAAUUCAUGAACAGUACAUGAAAUAUGUUGUGGAAAGCUGGUCUCUUGGUGCUAGGUGGCUUGAGAAUUAAUUGCAUAGCAGGAAGCUACUUCCACAAGACCUUUCGUAUGUGAUAGUAGGCUUGUGGAAUGGUCAUGACACAAUAUGAAACCGUUUUUAAAAUGCUGCCUCUGAACAACUGGGAAAGCAGAACUGAGUUUAGGAGAUGAACCAGAGUGAAAUAUUUCUUUAAAUAAACUGUUUAUCUUUAGUUCCUUCACUGUUCCUUGCUAAUUUCGCUGUACCGUAUCUUAUAAAAAUGUAUAAAUUUAGAUUGACAUUUUGCCAUGUGAAUGAGUGUUUUGCAAUGCUUCCUAGUUCAAAUAUGAAACGUUCACAUCCUCAUUCCUUGAGGAUUCAUCAGCUUCCUGAUUUAUACAGAAAAGUCCCUGAUUUUUUCCCUCUCUUGUUUCUCAAUCAGUACUGUAUUUGGAAGGGUCCUUUCUCGUGUUUGAAGAUAUCUUCAAACUGAUUGCAUUCUACUGUGUCAGUAGGUAAGUUGGAUUUAUGUUUUCCGAUUAUGGUGUCUCUGUUCACAUAUGGGAAUGUUCAAUGGGGAGAUUCUAGGACAACAUAGCCCAUCAAAUUGGGUGAUUCCUUACGCAUCGCCAAAAAGAGAGGACAAAAAGGGCAGCAAUCAAAAAGGGCACAUUUGCAUAACAUUUGCAUCUCUUAACAGGCAUUCUUGCUUUUGGCUGUGGGGACAUCUUGAAGACUUAUUUAUCCCAACAGGUCUAUGCAGUUGUUAAAAACCUUUCUGAGGAGCCAUUCAUUUAAUGAUUCUUCUGAGGUACUUCUAAUGGUGUGUGUGUCUAUAUAUCGUUGCAUAUUGCCCAUAUUUUGCGAGAGGUUAGCAUAUAAAUCUUUUACAAAUGAAUGUGUUUUGCAACUGAACAAAACCAGAAAACUGUCACUGCAUAUUCACUCCCUUGUGUUCAUGAAAGUGAGAAGGCAAUUAUGAAAGAAAGCUUCUCAUUUGAUGUUGUUGUUAUUGGUUAUAUCUGUACAUCAUGCUGAUAGCAUGUUUCGGUGAACACAGAGCUGCUGCCACUCUUCCUCAUAAUGCUAAAUAACAUAGAAUCAUAGAAUUGUAGAGUUGGAAGGGACCCUGAGGAUCAUCUAGUCCAAACCUCUGCAAUGAAGGAAUCUCAACUAAGUCGUGUGAUGUCAUUGCCUUCUGUUUCCUUGCCGUUGUGCGACUUUGUUGGCUGCUGCUUGCAAGGGGUGGAAAAACUCAGAGCAUAGUGACAUCAGUUCCCAAGUCUCUAACUAAACAUCAGUGGGGAGACAUAGUGUGGGCACGAGUUCCUCUUAGUUUGGACAAUGUACAAUUGCUCAGUGACCAAAUUUCAGCAGGGGUAUAGGAGGUUCUGCUUUUAAAAAUAUUCAAGGGCAUACAGAAUGCUUUCAAUUGGUGGGGAGAGGCUGUUUGGCAAAUUAAUUUUUAACACACACUCAGUAAAAGUGACGUCCAAAUUUAUGUAUGGAUUUUCAAAAGAACAAAAGAAAGGAAGUAGGGGGAAGAAGCAAGGGAAAAUGGAGUUCUUCAAAUAAUUAAGUGUUUUCUGAAAUCAAGUAUUCUGGCUGGCCUUGAGAAUAUCUGUAAAAUUGCCUGUCAAUGGGAGUUGUUGUUGUUGUUGUUGUCAUCUGUUUUUCUCAAAUGACAAUGGAGUGUGCCUCUGGGGGUGAAGUCAAACUGCUGUGUUAGCAGCACUGAAGGGACCUCCCCAGGACGCAAGCCUGGGAAGGGUGUAUGGAGGUCCUGGGCUGCCCAGAUGACAAGGCCUUCCCCUUAGCCUUACUGAUUGAUGUGGUCCAAAGGAAAGCAGAGCCAUAUGCUUGGCUCAAGCUUGGCUGCAGGAGUCGCCAGAAGGAGGUGUACAACGCACCACCCAACCACCCUAGGGACUCCACCCCGGAAUUGUGUAGGGUUUACUCCUUAGUUUUACCUUCUUCUGAAAGUAUACCACAGGGCAGUGAAGGUUUAGGAUCAGAGUUUUCCGUCUCCUAAAUGGGCUACCUUCCCAGGUUGACAAGCCCCAUCUGCCUCUAUGAGAGUACUUGCUAAAGAAAAGAUUGUGUGGUUAAUGUUAAGACUAAGGAUAGGUGAGUAUUUCAGUUUUGACUUCUCUCAGUUAAUCAUUUUUCCAGUGCUCAGUUCUCCACAUUUACACACCAGUUUGCCAGUUGUUUUUUAAGUCUCCCUGAAACUUCAGCAGCGUUUUAGUGUGGAUUUCUCUCCAUGUGUACAUUUUUGUAUGCCAUCUUGCCUAAUUCAAACAUUUUUGCCAUGCAUUUUUUUCCUAAUACAGUAUGGGGGCCUUUUUAUUGUUUCUUUCAACAACACAGGCAUUUUAAUGCACAUUUUACUUUAAGAUGUGCAUUUUUGUGUACAUUACUUGGCUGGAGAACCACACUGCAAGAGUUGGAGAAGUGAAAUUUUCAAAAGACGUCUGUGUUUGGGUUCGUGAAUUAGGAAUAUUCACCCUUAAAUGAAAAUUGAACUUAGUUUCUCCCUCAUCCCUAGUUAAGGCCAACAGUAGCUGAAGGGGAGAGGAAAGGCCAUCAUGAGUUCAUCUCUUAGCCAUCCUGGGAUCUAUCAAGGCAGGCAGUUUGCUCAGCACUCGUGCCAGUCAUGUGAAAGAAUGAUUUCCUGCGGUGCAGAGAAACUACAAGCCAAGCGAGCUAUUUGAAACUCAGCUGUUCCAAGCUGUUUUUAAAAGAAUUAUAAUUGACUUUGGGUUAGCAAUAAAAAGAGCCAGACUUCCUCUCCACCCCACCCUCGCCAUCUCACAGGACCAGUACUAUGAACUCUCCUGUGGGAAGGAUCCCAGGAGAGAAAUGCAGGUCAGCAAAGGACACAUCAGAGCCUGCUUCAGUUGGAUUACCCUCCUGUGGCAUUUUACAACCAACUGACCUGCAGGAAAUAUGCUGAUGGCUUGUUCUAUGUUGAUCUGAGUCACAUUUGCACGACACUCUAAGCCAAAUAAUUGCUCAGUGCAAAUGUGUGGGAUCCCAGAGAAGAGCUUGCGGCUGUUUCACUCCUCGUAGGAGGUAAAGAAGCUAUUGUUUUCUGCUUUGCCCUGUAUUUAUCGCAUGCAGAGCUGUUUCCAUUCUGCUGUAGUUCAUCUUCUACCCAAAACUAUGGUAUUCGACUUGCUGGCGGCUGUGGUAAAAGUAGAUAACUUCCAUAAAUUAAUUACUGAAGUUACAUUGUCAUUAUGUCAUUUCAAUGUUAAGAAAAAACAUGGAACGUAAUCAAUUACAUGUUCUCUGGGUUGAUUUCUGUUCUGGACAUGGGGCACAUAGGCAAACAGCAGAUUCUGCUCCAUUUCUGUUUUCUUUGGUAUUCUCUGACAUCCCUAACUCCUUCCUGGUUGUUUUGCUGCUGUGCCACACUGAGCUAAGCCAAAGUUUGACCUAGCUUGUCGCCCAAACCUAGACUUGUAGUCUAGCUCUCUUGGGCAAACCAUGAGCUGUAAGCAAGGCCCUAUGGUUUAUGGCUCAUGGUUUGUCCAGGAGAGCAAUAACAGGAACCCGGGCCUGGCUUAUAUGUCAAACCGUGGCUGAAGAGCCUUGGGACACAGGUGGACUUUCUCCCCCAUCCCUGCUUGAAUCACUCUAUGAUUCAGAAUAUAAACUUAGUGUAAAUGCGUUUCCAUUGAAAUUAUUGCAAAUUAUUUCGAAGCACUGCAUCUGUCUAGAAUAAGAAAUGAAAUAAUGCAGAACUAACCAAGCAGCUUUUAUUCCCUACCAAGCCACAUGCAACUUUGAAUAUAUUUAUUUAUUCAUUUCUUUUCCACUUCCUAGAGAUUUGCUUCCCUCCACGCUAAAGCUGCCACAAGCGAUAUUGGAAGCCAAUAGCGUCACAGAUCUAGAAACCAUCUCUAGUCUGGAGAUAGGUAAGUUGUGUUGGAGACCCCUGGCAACUUCUUACCCCAAACCCUAAAUGAUGGGUUCAUUAUUUGGAUGUACACCUAAGGCUUCUAGUCCUAUGCACAAUUCCAUCACAUGCCAGAAUUCUCUCUUGUUUCGCUGAACUCAGCAAGAGGUGGGAGUGUUUUGCAAAGCAUUCCUGCUUGUCAUCCCUGCUCAAGGGCCUUGUAUCUCCUCUUCUCCGCCCUUGGUGAGAGGGAGGAGUGCUUUGCAAGGUGGCAGAAGUGAUGGGGCAGGUAGGGUGCCACCUCUUGUACUUUCCUUGCCUAAGGCAGCUGUUUUGCCCUGCCUCCUCAGUGGGCUGUCUCUGUAGAAGCAUAAUGCCUCCAACCAGGGAGGCCAAUCAUAGUCAUCAUGGAUAGUAGCCACUGAUAGUCUUAUCCUCCAUGAAUUUGUCCAGUCCUCUUUUACAGCCAUUCAGGUUGGUGGCCAUGGGAGUCCCAUAGAUCCACUAUGGUGUGUGUGGGAAAAGUGCUUUCUUUUACCUGCCCAGAGUCUCCCUGCACUCAUCUUCAUUGCAUGCCCAUGCAUUCUAGUCUUUUGUUUUGAUCAAGAUUAGUGUGAUGUGGUUGAGCAUAAGAUAUCAGCUGGAAAUACUUGGUGCAAAUGUAAUCUGAGCCGCAUUUUUGCAGAUAGACUGGCCACAACAUCCUAUGAGACUGGCCUGGCCUACAAGAUUGUUGUCAGGGUAUUGAAGUAACAUCCAAAAUGACCUUUGAGCACUUGAAAUUAUUUCUAGGACACAUAGAAGAUAUACACUGUAUUGUGCUUCUUAGGCUAGUAAAAACCUAAUCAAUUCAGAGAGGAGGUGAUGGCAGGUAGCAAACCAGAGUUUUCUUUUCCAAAAGGAAAGAUUUCGUAAUCUACAAUGCUUAUUUCCACUUCCCCCAGAAUCAUGCCUGUCUUAGGAGGAGGAAUUCCCCGUUUCAUUCUGACACUUCUGAGAUAUAUGCACACAGCCCUAGGCACAAAUCAUACCUCUGCAACAGUAUUUGUUUAAUGCUACUUUAUAUGCAAAUACUCUUCUACGAUAAUUUCUGGGUCUCUACUUCAGGAUGGGAUUGAGACUUCUUUUGUUCGUCAGUUUGUGCCUAGACUUUGGUAGAGGGAACAAAGUCCAUCUUUUGUGGGGGCCCCCAAUAUAAAAUUACAGACUAUUAAAAAAAUGAACAAUUUAAUCCAGACCAGACAUAGGUAUUCAGCAGGGCAGGGAGGGAGAUUUGCUCAUCUGGAGAAGAGGGUACAGCUGUGUUUGGAUGGGGUUCCACUUCGGACAAUCUUAGCCAAAUGGCCACCUACACUAAUACAGACCUAUUAAGAUCUGCCUCUGAGACUCUGCUCAUAUUCUCAUGGCAUGGCAAGUUGAUUUGGCUUGCACAAGAGAUAGGGACUUUUCUGGCAUGGCCCCCGGAUUCUGGAACUCCCUCCUCACAGAAGUGUGUGUGGCCUCAACAUUGCCAGUGUUUAAAUGAAUCUUUUUAAAAAAAUAACAACUCUCUUUUGACUCACAUUCUCUUAAAGGUUCUCUCAGAAUUGGUUAUUUUAGUAUAGAUGGUUAUGCCCUUAGGGUGGCAAUUUAUACUGAUGUUUGUAAACGUUUUUAAAUGGCAUAGCUUUUAAAAAGAUUGUUAGCACCAUUGCCAUUUUAUGUUAGAAUUUAUAUACCUGCUGUUUUACAGUGUUGUGAGCCACUCUGGGUGGUGUAUGCAUAUAGAUGGAUUUAUAAAUAAAUAAAUAUCAACAAAUGAAAUUCAGAAUUAGUAAAAGGCAUAACACAGGUUGGUUUUGCUAUGUAAAUAAAACAACUCAUUAACAAAUAUAAUUUGCAUCACCUUCCUGAACAUCGCCACAACAAAAGUUGUCAGUGGUUUCAGUGUCCAUUGUACAGUAAAGGUAAAGGUAAAGGACCCCUGGAUGGUUAAGUCCAGUCAAAGGUGACAAUGGAGUUGUGGUGCUCAUCUCACUUUCAGGCUGAGGGAGCCAGUGUUUGUCUGCAGACAGCUUUCCGGGUCAUGUGGCCAGCAUGACUAAACUGCUUGUGGUGCAACGGUACACCGUGACGGAAGCCAGAGCGCACAGAAAUGCCAUUUACCUUCCCACCGCAGCGGUACCUAUCUAUCUACUUGCACUGCCGUGCUUUCGAACUGCUAGGUUGGCAGAAGCUGGGACAGAGCAAUGGGAGCUCACUCCAUUGUGGGGAUUCGAACCGCCAACCUUCUGAUCAGCAAGCCCAAGAGGCUCAGUGGUUUUAGACCACAGCGCCAACCCCAUAGUCGCCUUUGACUGGAAUUAACCAUCCAGGGGUCCUUUACCUUUAUUAUACUAUACAAGAUACAGGACUGAAUCUAGUAAGUAUUUUACAAAUCUCCCUUUUUAAAAUUUCCAUAUACAAGAAAUGGGAACCAUAUCCAAUACAUUUUCUCUGAAAAUAGAACGCAAAGUAGAGCAUGCAAUUUCCAUAUUUUGUCAAACCACAUUUUUCUCUAGCCUAAAUGUUCUAUCAAUUCAGUUAUAGUAUACUGAGGAAGACAAAAAACUUAUUCAAGGUGACAUCUAAAUGUUGCUUUUUCAUCACUCAAAGCAUAGUAUUUUGUACUUUGGAAAAAGUGGUGCUUUCCCUUCGAUAACACAGGGGUUACUGUUUUGCAAAAGGUAACGGUUGAUUAAUGGCUAUAUUUCUUUAGCUGGUACACAAACACUAUAUUAUGUGUGUGUGUGCACGCGUGUGUGUGCGUGUUUGCGUGCAUGUGGCUGUGGUUUUACAUGACAAACCCUCCAACUCUUGUGCACAGCAAAAUCUACCCUUUGAGCUCAUUCUUACCCCACUCUGAGUCAAACUACACACAACAUUAGACACAUGUCUAAGCAAGCAUGUUUAAUGUAGCUGCUUUUAUUGUACAGUAAGAUCUGGUUUGGACCUCUGACCUCAACCAUGUUCUCAGUCUGCACUGGGUUUUCUGCUUGAGGAAAAACUCCACCCUAUUCCUUGCUGCUAUUUGCCACCCCUACCCCCCGGUAAUGUUUGCAGUAAACAGCACUUUUGGCGAAGCAGCCAUUUUCAGGUAAUACUAUUGAUUGUAUAUGAGGAUUCUGCUUGGUUUGACCUUUCUAAAGGCAGCACUGUCUAUCCAAUACAGAAUAAUGCAUAUGUUCAAUAAACAUUAUGCAAUACAAUUCAGUUAAAGGACUUCAGUCUCUCUCCCCUGCACUUGAUUAUUUUCUUUUAAUUCUCAUGGUUUUUGGUUGGUUGGUUUUUGCAGGUUUCUGGGACUCCGCUUUAAAUCAAAGGCGGGGAGGGCCGUUCCCUCACUCUGUGAAAGGUCUUGCUUUUGCCACAGCUCAAGCGAAAAAGGAGGGGGAAACUACCCAGUGUUUUGCAAGCAGCACGGACAAUUGUUCAUGUGAAAUUGAGCUGUCAAUAGGAAAUGACAGGCUGUGGUUUGUAAAUCCUAUUUUUAUAGAGGAGAGAAGCAACCAGUUUCCCCCGGAUGUUCCUCUUCCUCCUCCUCCUCCUCCUUCUCUAGAGACUUGCAGGAAAGAUCCUUCUUUUACCGUGACAAGGCCUCCAAAGAGGUCUCCCAGCCGCCGCCCGCCACCACCACCGCCGCCACCUCCUCUGCCUCUUCAUGCUGUGAAGCAGCCUGAAAAGUCUCCCAUGACCACUUCUGAAGAGCUUCGGGAUCUGGAGAAAAACAAAAAGGAAAUGAAAACUGAAGUUAGCAAAAGCAAAGAAGAUGAUGGGCGGCCGUCUUUGUCUCUCAGCGAUUCUUUUACCACAAAGAAAUGCAUCCCGCCUUCCAUUCCGCCAAGGAGGUGCAUAUCCGAGAGAUAUUCUGGAAAGGGCUGCUUUGAAAAAUCUGAGAAAUGUCCAGCAGCAGGUGGAGAACUGGUGGGAAAACGGAGCAGUGGGAAUGAAGGUUGCAUUUCAUGUGCUGUUGAGCCUCCAGAGGUGUUUGAAGAGGUUUCAGAGAAAGAUCCAGCAUCAUGUCAAGGGGCGGAGCCCAACAGCGAGGCCAAGAACCAGCUGGUGGCUGAGCUGCAAAAGAAGCCCUCAGAGAAGUCGGCAGGGCCUCCUAUCCCACCCCCAAGAAAGAAAAGGAUCUCACGACAGGAGUCAUCCGCCAGCUCUUGCCAUUCAAAACCAGUAUGUGCUGAAGAGUCAGAAUUGCCGGUUCCAAAAGGAAAGGGAAAGCCAGUAAAAAAAAGUUGCUCCAAUGCAAAAAGGGAAUCAAAAUUUGCCCGUCAGCCUCUUAGCUUCUCAGAUCUUGAAAGUUCUCAUGACUCACUGGACAGCCCAGUAAGCAAUGUGGGGGCUCAGACACCAGCCUCUGAGCCAGACUCCUAUUCCACCAGCAGCACUGAGGAUGAGCUAGAGCUGGUGACCAGCCCGUCGGUGAAGAAGACCCGUUCCAUGAUAUUAGGCAGGGCCAAGAACCGCCUGUCCAUGGUCAGCCUGAGCAAUGUCUUCACUGCUUUCCUGUCCGCUGACCGAAAGCUCCAGAAGAAGAUUGUGGAGCUGGCCCAGGACAAAGACUCUUACUUUGGCCGCUUGGUGCAGGACUAUAAAGUAUACAGCCUGGAGAUGAUGGCGAGGCAGAACUCCAGCACUGAGAUGCUGCAAGAGAUCCGCUUAAUGAUGACCCAGCUGAAGAGCUACUUAGUACAAAGCAGGGAGAUAAAAACCUUUAUGGACCAGGCUGUUCACACGGAUGAGCAACUAGGUAAGAGCUUCCGUUUUCUAUUCUUCUUUUGAGUGUGUGGCUUCCUCAAGAGGCAAAUCAAGGUGAAAACAUGAUGCAUCAAAAUAACACAUUAUCAGGAGAACUGGCACAAUAAAAUAGUUGUAUUUGUCAGCCAUUGGCUGACAUACAGACAUCUAUGGUUAUUUACAGGGUUAUUUACUAUUUUUUCAUGUCUAUUACAUUUUUAAAAUGUAAUGGAGUCUAAAUGCAGAAACACCGCCACAGAGCAGGUUACCAAAGCACUGACAGAGCUCUCAGGCUUUUUAUUUAGUGUUUAUGUUUGUAACUCACCCUUCUUUCCUACAUUCAGACUGGAAUGCUUGAGGCUAUCCCGUUUUAUCACUUAUCCCCAGGCCAUAGAACAAGCUUCAGUGCUUAAAACACCAUCCAUUGCAUCACAACACUAGAAACUCUAUCCCAGCCUUCCUCCACCAGGUACCUUCCAGCUGCUUUGGACUAUAACUCCCAUCAUCCCCAGCUAGCACUGCCAUCCAAAAUAACUGGAGGGCACCUUCACCAUCACCUGCAACAUUUCUGUGCCGCACGUGUGUGAAGCUCCUUUCUACGUAUUCAGCAAAGAAAUCAAGCUGGUUGGUGGCAGAGUCAAGGAUUGUUCUAUCCCCUUUUGCUUCAGUCAGACUGAAUGGGCAAAGGCACCAGAGUGGACUUAUGCCACAUGCCAGAUGAAAUUUGGCCACGGGUGGGUUCUGGCCACAGGCUGAGGCUGGGGGCAUCCUUCUCUGAGAGAAGGAGAAACUUAAUUCACGGCCCUCAUAUAAGAGCUCUUCUGCAGGAUAGCUCAGUCAGUAAAGCGAGACUCUUAAUCUCAGGGUUAUGGAUUCGAGUCCCACUUUGGGCAAAAAGAUUCCUGCAUUGCAGGGGGUUGGACUAGAUGACCCUCGUGGUCCCUUCCAAGUAUAUGAUUCUAGGUGUAUUUCAUGUGUUUCAAUGCUUACUCCUGUGGUCCUGUUCUUCCAGCUAUCACAGAUACCCUGGCCAGAAUCCAACACAGAGUUGAGUGUGCUUGGAUUAUAGGCCCUGUAGAGGUGACAACAGGACAGGCGUGAUGCAAUUUGCUGUGCUUUUGCAAGUUUGAUGGAAAGGCGUUUCUUUGGGUGUUUUUGUUCACUUGCUGGAUGUUAAGCAAGAGUUGGGCAAUAGCCUCGGAAGGCCAUGAACAAGAGUGACCCGAACUAAAGAAUAUGCAGUUUCAUGCUGCUGGAUGUAAUCAGUUCCAGCAUUGCAGAGAUUUGCAUUCAGCAGAGCUUUAGAAGUCAAAACAGCCACCAUCUAGCCUUAUACGGAAAUGAAAUUUUUCAAAAAGUUGCUGCAACUUACAUCAAUCCUGGUAGGCCAUCUUUCUACACUUUCUCCUGGAUGUCCUCUCCCCUUUCCAGCUGAACACAGCAAAAUUAUGCCUGUCAUUUUAUUUAAACUCACAUUGAGAAAUUCCUUUUCUUUUAUCCUGAGCAUGCCAAAUUGGGAUUAUCUUCUGCCUCACUUUCCCCUUCACAUCCAGACCCAGUUCCACGGUGUGAUUUUUCUUCCCUAACAUUUCCAAAAUCCAUUCUCCCCUCAGCACCUAUUGCUAAAAAUCCUUUAUCCAUGCUGUGAACAUAUUUCAUCCAAAUAACAGAAAUUUACUCCUCAACAGCCUAGUUCCUUCUUCUCCUCUUCCUUCCCUUUUCCCAGCAGUUCACUUUGCUAGAUUCAUCUUUGCCUUUGGUCAUACAUUAUGGGUAAAACUUGUUGAAGACAUUCAUGGAUUUUUCCUGUUCCUGUUCCUGUUGUUGUUGUUUGCAUGCCAUAUUGGCUUCUAAGUGAUUUACAAGCAUAUCAAUUAUAAAAUUCUUACAUAAUUAAAAUACACAGUAAAACAAUUCCAUCAAAACAUUAAAAUAGCCAUAUUUAAAAUAUACAAUAAAACAAACCUGUCAAAAAGCAUAACAAUUACACAGUUUAAAAAGUAAUUAAAACAGUUGGAUCAAGAAGUUCAGGUGAAUGUUUGCCUAAACAGGUGUGUUUUCAAGGGUCAACGGAAUGACAAUAUGAAUGAGGCCUCUCGUUUUUCUGCAGGAAAAGCAUUCCACAACACUGGUGCCACCAGUGAAAAAGUCCGCUUCCAUGUUCCCAGUCUGGGGGCCAGAUUCCAUUUGGAUGCUGUUCAAAAUGGCAGCAGUUUGUUGGGUCAAAACCAAGAGACAUUAUUAUAAUUAUUUAAUUUAUUGCCUACCCUUCACCCUAAGGCCCCAGGGUGGGCUACAAUUGAAAAACAAUAAUAUAAAAACUUACACUUAAAAAAUAGCAGUUUCUGCUGUUAUGUUAGGCCUAGCCAGAGAUCUCUGUGAACUGGCUAGACUAGACCCCAAAACCAUAUUUGUUUGUUUUAUUUGUGAAAUAUGUAUGCUGCCUUUCCAGUAAAUGGUGCUCUAAGCAGCAAGUGUAUUGAGGCUUAUGAGGGUCAAGGCCAGAGCUUCCAAAUUUCCAGGGCAAAAGGAUGGUCAUAUUCUUAAGUAAGGAAGCAUUUUAGACAACAACAAUAGUUACAAUGUGCUAAUUUUAUUUUAACACAGUUUCUAGGCUCCAGAGAUUGCCAUCACCAAAACUAAAUCUCUCAAAUUUGACUAUAAAUUCCAGAAGGAAUUUUCAUUAAUAUGCACAGGGGCAGGGGAAAAGGGAUUAAGAACUACUAAGGUUAAAUAUUUUUGUCAAUAUUUUCAUACCUUUUGGUAGUAUGACUGGACAGGUAGAAAAAAAUACAUACUGAGGGUAAGUUGCAUGAAUGUCUAUCCAGGCUGGCUUUAAGACGCUGAUUUCUCACAUAUUCCUUUUCUAUCUUAUGUUUCCUCACUCCACUUCCCAACUCCAGAGGUGAUUGUCGAGUCAGCUUUGCACAAGUGCGUCUUGAAGCCUUUAAAAGACGCCAUCAAUACCUAUCUUAGGGAAAUCCACAGCAAAGAUGGAUCCUUCAAGCUCCUGAAAGAAAACCAGCAAGUCAUACAAAACACAACGACCACUGACUUGGGAGUCACCACCAGUGUGCCUGAAUCCACAUUGCUGGAGAAAAUCCUGCACAAAUUCACAACCAUGCACAAGGCCUACUCUCCAGAGAAAAAGAUUAGCAUCCUACUGAAGUCCUGCAAACUCAUCUACGACUCUAUGACUCAGGGAAACCAAGGUACUGUACAACCAUCCUAAAACUUCUCUUUCUAUAGAUAUGUAUCACAGUAUGACAACUAGUUCUGAACUGUAUUGCUAAGCAUGUCAUAGCUUGUCUGAAGCCACUGCUAAAGCUUCUGGCGGUGUUUGUUAAUGGAGACCAAAGCACAAAAGAGAUAUUUGGAGAGGCCCAGGAAAUAGUUUCAUUCAGCACAGCAGGGGCAGUUACAGGAAUUAGGGUGGUGGUAGCAGCACCUUCAGAAGCAAGCAAUGAAAGCAUUCAAGAAUAUUGCGUGUCAAAACAUGUUGGGACCCCAGUUGUGUUGGAUUAAGCUGGCCUUCCCCAACCUGGUGCCCUCCAGGUGUUUUGAACUACAACUCCCAUCAUCCCCAUCCAGCAAUGCCAAUGGCUGGGGGUGAUGCGAUUUUUACUCCAAAACAGGGGGAGGACACCAGGCUGGGGGAAGGGUGAAUUAAGUGUUUUCCUGUGGUGCUAUUCUCUUCUCUGUGGCUGUUAUUGGUGACUGUAUUUCUAUGGAAAGAGAGACCUUGUGCUCCCUGUUUUGAGCUUUUUUAAAAAAUCACAGCAGCCCAGGUAGGGCAGGGAAUAUCUUUCUUUUAGCAAAGGAAUGUAGUAAUACUGACAAAAGACUGGAAUACAAUAAGACCGGGAAGAAUAGGCCUAGCACAGGAAAUGCAACUGUGAAAUUAAGGAGAUAGGCAGCUAUGUCUCUAUGCGUGUUUUUUGUGUACAUAUUCAACUGAAGACAUUGGGAGCCCAGAGAUGAUGAUGAUGUCCUCUCCAAGUUGCUCAGUCUGUUUACAUGGUUCUCCUUCCCCCUGUUUUAUCCUUGCAGCAGUCCUGUGAUGUAGGUUAGACUGAGUAAUGAUGUCUGGCCUAAUGCAUACCCUCCAACACUUUGAAGCCCAAAUCCAGGACAACAUCUUCCCAGAUACCGAUGUUGAGGUCCGUUAAUCGGGCCCAAGCUGCCUUGGUCACUGAAAGGCCAAUAAAUGCCAUAGACAGAAGAGAUUCCCAUAACCACUUGUUUAUUCCGCUGAGUAAAACAGAGCGGGCAAGCCACACUCACCAGUGUGAUGGUGAAGCCGCCACAAAUAGCCUUUGUUCAUACUUUUUAUAGGCAUCCCCUCUCCCUUGCCCCCUUUUGAGGUUCCUUGCGCUGAUCGAAAUAGGACACCCUGCCUGGAGACCUUGAAGGGGAGAGCUGCCUGGCAGAGGGAGGUUUUCCUGAAAAUCGCCUAGCAACGUUAUCUGGUCUUCACAUAUUUGUGGCUCACCCUCCUAAAUUCAAAAGCAGGCAGUUUUUUUACAGAAGCAAAAUGGCAUCAGUUAGGCUAACCCAGGCAUAGGCAAACUCGGCCCUCCAGACGUUUUGGGACUACAAUUCCCAUCAUCCCUAUCUAACAGGGCCAGUGGUCAGGGAUGAUGGGAGUUGUAGUCCCAAAACAUCUGGAGGGCCGAGUUUGCCUAUGCCUGAGCUAACCAAAAAACAGUACGAGAACAUGCCUUUGUGGCUUUUCCUGAGACCCCACACCAUCUUCCCAUUUUUUAUCACAAGAACACAGUGGCUAUUUGGGUUGCCAUGAUCUCAUGCAAUUUUGUGCCAUAGCUUCCCCAUCACCAAAAAAAGUGUUUUAUUUUUAGGCACACCCAAAACACCCAAUGCCUCUUUUGGGGUGCCACACAAGAUUGUGGCCCCAGAAAAUGCAUUUUCCCAAGGGAAAUCGUGCAAGAUCAUGGCAGCCAAAAUGGCUGCCGUUCUCUCAUGAUAAAAAACCGGGAUGUCCCAGUUUUUCCAGGACACUUGCAAAGUAUGCUAAGGAUGCAGUGAGGUUCAUGGCUGAGUGGGGAUUUGAGCUCUACAUGUCUGCUCAGAGUUCAAUGAUACUUACACCUAGGUAAGUGUUUGUAUAGGAUUGCAGCCUGAAUUUCUGUAGGACUAGUGCACUCCCUGGAUAGGGUGAUGUCCGAAUGAUUUGCUUAAAGACGCUUGUAAAGUGUUUCGAGAUCCAUGAAUAGGAGUGGUGUGUUGUUUAGUCAUUUAGUUGUGUCCGACUCUUCGUGACCCCAUGGACCAGUGCACGCCAGGCACUCCUGUCUUCCACUGCCUCCCGCAGUUUGGUCAAACUCAUGCUGGUAGCUUCGAGAACACUGUCCAACCAUCUUGUCCUCUGUCAUCCCCUUCUCCUUGUGCCCUCAGUCUUUCCCAACAUCAGGGUCUUUUCCAGGGAGUCUUCUCUUCUCAUGAGGUGGCCAAAGUACUGGAGCCUCAGCUUCAGGAUCUGUCCUUCCAGUGAGCACUCAGGGCUGACUUUCUUCAGAAUGGAUAGGUUUGAUCUUCCUGCAGUCCAUGGGACUCUCAAGAGUCUCCUCCUCCACAAAUGAUUGAUUGAUGGAUGGAUUGCCUCAUUGUGCCAUGGAACCAAGGGAGAAGCAAACCCAUGGGCAGAGCCUUCAUUCCUUUAUGAAGGUCUGGGCAGGGUUCCAAUUCCUUUUAACUCUGCAUUCAAUUAUUUAAUACCAGUUUUCGUCCAAGCGCUGGAGCCCAACCAGAGGCUGAUGCUGCAGAUAGUUUCCCUAGACUGUAAUAGCAUGGGGGCUUGUAGCACUGGAGAGGGCUUAUUUUUAAGCCUCUUAUAGAUAUUUAUGAAACAAAUGUUUCAUGUCAUUGAAAAAUAGAAAUAAAUGGGGGAGGCAAGCUGGAUUUAGAAUAAGGCAAUUCUACCUUGAACAAGUGAGACCGUUUCCAAUGUCAUUGAAGCAGGCGUUGAAGGACCUCUGGCUGUUUCUGAGCUCUGUGAUGUGAGCCACGGGAUGAAUGUAAAGGAGACAAUUGAGUUUGCACAGAAUUUCUCUCUUUCUCUCUUUCUUCCCUCCCUCCCUCACUCCAUAAAAACAGAAAAUAUUGAAAUUUUGCAUGCAUUCCAAGCAUUUUCAGUAUAAAAUGUUGGUUUAUAAACAUUUGGUAGGUUUUUCAAAAGAACUGGAGGAAUAGAAUCAUAGAGUUAAAAGGGAUCUUGGAGGCCAUCUGUUAUAAUCAAGGCUAGAUGCACAGUCCAGGCUGCAACUACAGCAUCCCUGACAGAUGUCCAACUUCUGCUUUAAGUGCCUCCAGCAAAGGACAGCUGAAGACAUCCUUAUCUGCUUUUGAGAAGCACUUAGUGUUAGGAAGUUUCUCCUGGUGCUCAAGGUGAACUCUGCUUCCCUGCAACUUUUGCCCUGUGGUUCCAGUUCUUCCUCUGGAGGACAAAUUUUCAGAGGAAAAUGCCAGUCGCUGGGAGCCGCAGGAAGGGAGAAUGCUCGCACACUCAGAUCUUGCUUGCAGGCCUGCCAGAGGCCACUGUGAGGACAAGAUGCUGGGCUUGAUGGGUCUUUAGCCUCUGGUCUUAUGAUGCUGGACACAACAUUUUUACAACACAUCACUAAAAUGAACCCAUGAUUGAUCCACCAGUACAGACAACUCCCCAUUUAUGCAGGGGCUACAUUCCGAGGCACCAUAUGUUUAAGUGAAAAUGUGUAUAUUUGAAACGCCAUUGAAAAAGCCUGCAGACACCUGUUACACCCCUGCCCCCAACACUUUUUGUGACAUUUUCAGGUCAUUUCCAGGUUCGGCGAGAUGUGUGUGUGCACAGUUGCGCACAUAUCGGAUGCACCUAAAACAGUCGCUGCCUGUACUAAAUAUUUGCACAAGUAAUAAAUACAUUGACAUCUUCCUCUCUUACUCUUACUGUUUCCUGAACCUCCCAGAGAUGGGAAUGACUUGCCAAGCUCACAAAUGGAACCGAACCCACAUUCUCAAAGCCCAGCUCACAUUUUGGACCAUUAUAGCAGGGGUUCCCAAAUGGUGGCCGGUGGUGUUUCUGUGAAUUCGUGGUUGAAAACAGGAAACGGCACGUCCAUUGCAUUCAGUAUUCAUACUGAUGAUUUGUAACCUGCAUUUUAAUGGCCUCUCUUAUUUUUAGCAUUGUAUUCUGUUGUAUUGCAGUCUGAAUUUUGUGGAGCACUACAAAAUACAAUGCAAAAGAAAUAAAAGAAGCAAUACAAAUACAAUUAGAAAUCAUAAUGCAUCUUGCACAGUGCAUUACCGUUGCUACAGCAGGGUGCAGGGAGCUAAGUGGUCCAUCAAGACCCUUAGCAAUUUUCAAGCGGUCUGGCAGAGGCAGGGGUGAGUUUGGGAAUCACUGUAUUAUAGAUAUUGGAUGCCACUUAACUAGCCUGCUUACUGAGUGUCCUGCAUAGGGCUCCAUUUUUUCAUGCUCACCCACAUUGUUACUUUGUAAGGAUCGUAUUUAGCAUGCUGGGCCUUUAUGGGUUUCACCCAUGAAGCCACUGUGGUUUUCGCCAAGCUAGGAACUGCUUCAUGCAGUUCCACUGCCAAGGGAUGGAUAAAGUCUUGCUUUUGUUGUUUGGUCAUUUGCCUCUUCCAUUUCCGUAGCAGAAGAGGAUAUUUCUUUUUGCAGUUUUCAUACGCGAGGCUUAAAUUGCCUCUGAAGCUGUCUUUCACUAUUUAUGCUAAUUUCUGAUCAUAGCCAAUGCGGAUGUGGAAAAGAGAACGAGAGUUAGUUAUAAUGUAAAUGGGAUUUCCCCCCCGCAUUCAUUUUACAGGCACAUUACCAAAACAACAAAGCCACACCCCCACCCCCACCCUGUUGAACUCAGGUGUAAAAAUGCUUGUAGAAUGCCAGGUGCUGAUGAAGAUGUCAAUCAUGGUGGGAGGCAAAAGCAUUCAGUCCUUCGGAUUACGUAUUCCUCAUGUUUACUGGAGCAGAUACUAAAUCUGGAGUGCAUUGUGGGGCAGAAGAAUGAUGGGCCUGGCUUUUAAGGCUUCUGGGUUCUCUCUCAUAGGGAGGCCAACAACUGCAGAAAAGGGAGAGGUUUCAGAGAGGCAUGUGCUGUGUACACCAUUUAGGAACAGAUUACCGUAUUUUUUGCUCUAUAAGAUUCACUUUUUCCCUCCUAAAAAGUAAGGGGAAAUGUGUGUGUGUCUUAUGGAGUGAAUGCAGGCUGCGCAGCUAUCACAGAAGCCAGAACAGCAAGAGGGAUUGCUGCUUUCACUGCGCAGCGAUCCCUCUUGCUGUUCUGGCUUCUGAGAUUCAGAAUAUUUUUUUUCUUGUUUUCCUCCUCCAAAAACUAGGUGCGUCUUGUGGUCUGGUGUGUCUUAUAGAGCGAAAAAUACAGUAAGCAGACUUUUGCCGAGUCCACCUAGUUCAGCAUUGUCUACCCAGACUGUCAGCAGCUAUCCAUGGUCCUGCAGCAGAGGUCCUUCACAUCACCUGCAACCUGUCCAUUUAAUUGGAGAUGCUUCACAGGAGAUGCUUCACAGCAGUUUCCAUAUGAAACACAAAUGGCUUUGGCCUGGUCUGCACACAUUGCAACAAAAAUGAGGAGGCAGUUGGAUGGGCAGUACUAUCUGAGACUGUAGUUGAGGGGUGUCACAAUUUUAAUGCUCCUCUUCCUUUAAAGUUCCCUGCAAACACAACAUAGUAGCAAAGGUAUGGGAUGUUUUAUUUCUCUCUGUUGUGCUGGUAUUCUAUUUGCAGGGAUAUUUUUUGGAGGAGUUUUCAGAACUGUGAACUCCCACCUCUGGUCUGAAAUAGGGAUGUUGGAAAUGGAAGCAGAAAUUGUCAGUGUUUGCUUAUUCAUCCCAUGUCUGGAAUGGAAAUCAGCCCUGCAAAUAUGGAUGCUAUUUGCUGUUAAUUGUUUAAAGCCUGCAAACAAUGCAUAAUUGGUUACUCACAGCAACCCCCGCUCCCUACACAUACGAUAUGCAUUGCAUUUCCUUUGCCUUGAAAUGAAUGGUGUGCAACAGUGUAAUUAAUUGUGUGGACAGAGAGAUAGAUAAUGUAUUUCUUGUCAGAAGCCAAAGUGCAGUGGAAUGGAAACACUUCUGAGUAUUGGAGCAGAAAUUGACGCCUUCUUACACACCUAGUCUGAACUGAUACCAGCUCAUCCCCCUCUUCAUAUGUUGACCAUCCUUUAUCUGCACAUUCAUUGAUCACAUGUCAUUAUACAGUGGUAACUUGGGUUACAUAUGCUUCAGGUUACAUACGCUUCAGGUUACAGACUCCGCUAACCCAGAAAUAGUACCUCGGGUUAAGAACUUUGCUUUAGGAUGAGAAAAGAAAUCGUGCUCCGGCGGCGCGGCAGCAGCAGGAAGCCCCAUUAGCUAAAGUGGUGCUUCAGGUUAAGAACAGUUUCAGGUUAAGAACGGACCUCCAGAACGAAUUAAGUUCUUAACCUGAGGUACCACUGUAGAUAUAUUUCAGUUCCAAACUUUAUGCCAGGAAAACAGCUGCAGAUAAGUUCUCAUAUAGUCACUGAAGAGAGAUUUAAAUUAUUGGAGACACUUAAACUGAAACUACAUUGUGGCUCUUCCCUCAUCUUCUUCUUCUUCCUCCUCCUCCUCCAUGGCUAAAUUCAGAAUACAGUACCCUAUAUGUACCUUUUGACUUAUUUAGGCAUCUUGAGUUAUUGGAAUCAUAGAAUUGUAGAGUUGGAAGGGACACAAAGGGUCAUCUGUUCUGACCCCCUGCAGUGCCUGACUAGUUGAUUAAUUAGUUGAUUAUUUCCAGUUCUCGUAGCAAUGCAUAUAUUAUAACUGUUAUCGCCUACCAGCCUUUAUAAUACAUGCAGGGAAGGGACAAGGGUGAAAUUGCAAAAAUUGCAAAGUGAUAAUUUGGAGAAAUGUUACCUGUGCUUAUUACCAGCUCAGCGAGGGAACACAGCUUAGUAACAACAGCCAUAUAAUGUCAAGCAAAGGUUAGAUUUCUUGGGGCAAAACCCACAAAGAUGUCUACUCAUUAAAAUGAGGAAGAGCAUGGAAAAGCAUUGCAAUGGAAAGAGUUACUCUUGACUGAUGUAGAAGGCCUGCUAUACACAUAUAUCAGAAUAAUACAGAGAAAUUCUGGGGUGGCAGAUAGGGGACAGUACUGUUUCAGACUGCGGGUGAGUUAUUAUGCGUGCUCCAUAGACAUUUACCUAUUUAACUAUAGUGGCUUUCCGCUUUGACAUUCUUAAGCACAUCUGUUUGGUCAUUGUGAGAACAGAAUGUUGGACUAGAUGGACUACUGGCCUGAUCACCAGGCUGCUCUUACGUUCUCUUGUUCAGGUUCCACUAAACAAAGGAAAUUUUCUUCUUCUUUUUUGUAUUUUUAUUUCUUUCUUUAUUUAUACAACAAGAAAAAAACACACACAAAAAAACACAAAUACCAAAUUACACACAAAUUACAAAAAUAACCAUAGACACAUAAUUUUCUUGGCAAACAAUAAAACAUCUAUUGGUCUUAACACUAAAGACCCAACUUCCCGUCUAUUCCAUAUUUCAAAUUCAUAUUACGUAUUGCCAAUACACUUUUUUUUCAUAAUUAAACUUAUUCUCAAUAAAUCUAAUUUCUUCUAUCUACCUAGCAACUAUCACUGAAGUUCCUCGAAUGCUGCAACAGAAUUUAAACUACUAUAUUUAUUUUUCAGAUAUUCUUUGAAAACCUCCCAUUUAGAAACAAAUUCCUGUUUUGAUUUAUUCUUUAUUUUUUCUGAUAAACCAUCUAAUUCGGCAUAUUCUGUCAGCUUUUGGAUCCAAUCUUGUAUAGAGGGGAUUUCAUUACUCUUCCAUUUUGCUGCAGCGAUCAAAACUCUUGCUGCCGCCGUUGCAUAUAAAAAGAUACCUGUCAGGGAACUGACAUCGGAGCUAGAGGCGGAGGGAAGGCUCUCAAAUGAUGCUGGAGAAGGGCCCAGCAGGGAGAGAGGCAGCUCAGUAGAUGGGGAAGCAAAUCAGCGCAACACCAGGGAUAAAGGGGGGCAGAUGGGGGAAUCGGCGAGAGGGCUCCAGGACUCUUCACCGGACACCAGCGGGGAGAGCACGGGUCCUCCGCUACCCACGCCCUCCCUGCGCAGAAGACUUCCGCGCAGGGAGAGUAGGAGGAGACUUGGCGUCAAACAACUUUUAUGUUGGAAAAGGUUUAAGAAACGCCCACUGACAGAUUCUGCUAGCGACUGAGGCAGCCACGAAGUGAAGGGCUGUCCAGACAGAAAGGUUUAACAAGGCGACAUAGCCAGGAGAGGCGGCAACUUAUGCACGAGCAACCCAUACUCAUUACAAUACCCUUCCUCUUUUGUGGAAUAUCCAAAUCUGUUAUUCCCAGGAGGUAGGCCUCUGGUUUUUUAUUGAAAGAGAUCUUUAGCAUUUUUUGCAGUUCUGCAUGUAUACUCUCCCAGAAUACCUGUAUUUUCCUACAUAUCCACCACAUAUGGUAGAAUGUUCCUGAGUCUCUGCAUCUCCAGCAAUUACUUGACACAUUUUUAUACAUUUUUGAAAGUUUCCAUGGAGUUAUAUACCAUCGAUGUUGCAUUUUUUGAAAGUUCUCUCUAAUUGUGUAACAGUUUGUGAAUUUCAAAUUGAUCUUCCAUAAAUUUUCCCAUUGGGCCAUGGUUAUUGGAUGGCCAAAAUCCUGGGACCACCUCACCAUUGCCACUGUUACCUCCUCCUCCUUGACUGUCCAGUCAAGGAGGAGUCGGUAAGUUUUGGAAAGAGGUUUUCUUUUAGAGUUUACAAGAUCAGAUUCGAAUCGGGAAAUUUCUGCUGAGAACCCCUUUUGUUUGUCAGAUUUAAAUUUUUCAAAUAACUGAUGGUAUUGGAACCAGUCUGAAAUGUGUUCUCUUAUCUUCUCAAAGUUUUUUAAUUUUAUUUGGUUAUCCUCAUUUUUUAGAAGUAUUUUAUAUGUUGGCCAACUUUCCUGAGUAUUUUUCCGUUUUACUGCUAUGGCUUCUACUGGAGAAGUCCACCACGGAACUUUAGGCUCCAUCAGGUCUUUAUAUUUUUCCCAUACAGCAAAGAGUGUAAAAAUUUUACAGACGCAAUUCUCCAUGAUAAUAAAUGAAGAGAUAGAAUGGAAGAUAAAAUGGUUGAGACAUAGAAAUUUUGAGUUUGCAAAUAAACCAGGCAAACUUCUGGCCUGGCAAUUAAAGAAGAAAAAGGAAGAUAGAAUUAUCAAUAAAAUUAAAAUUGAAGACAAAUGGAUUCAAGAAACGAAGGAAAUUAGUAAAAACUUUGCUAGUUUUUUCGGAAAACUAUAUAAAGAAGGUCCAGAGACUCUAGAAAAAUAAUUGAUUAUUUCGGCAAAAAUAAACUACCAAUAAUACCUAAGGAAAAACUGAAAUCUUGAACUCACCAAUAACAGCUAUGGAGGUGCAACAAGCUAUACAGAGAUCAAAAUUAGGAAAGACACCGGGCCCAGAUGGUCUUCCAGCUAAUUACUAUAAAAAGUUAGAACAAGCAUUAUUUCUUCCCAUGAAAGACCUAAUGAAUAAUAUUCUGGCAAAUGGAAAGCUUCUGAAAACCUGGAAGGACAGCUUUAUUAUUCUUAUCCAUAAACAGGGAACAGAUGCCUCAAACAUGGCCAAUUACAGACCCAUUGCACUGCUAAAUAACGAUUACAAGAUAUUCACAGACAUUCUUGCAAAUAGAUUAAAAAUAGUGCUGAACGAGAUAAUUCAUAAAGAUCAAACCAGAUUUCUUCCCGGACGAUUUAUGAAAUCCAAUAUUAGAUGUGUGAUUGAUGUAUUAGAAUAUUUGGAUAUUAAAAUUGAUAAACCAGCAGCUAUUAUGUUGGUGGACGCUGAAAAAGCUUUUGAUAACGUGUCCUGGAAGUUUAUGAAAAAAUUAAUGGAAGAAAUCAGACUGGGAGAAAAUAUUUGUAAAGGAAUAAAUGCCAUCUAUUCGGAACAAUAUGCAAAAUUGAUCAUCAACGGAAGAAUUACUGAGGAGUGCAAAAUAAACACGGGAACAAGACAGGGCUGCCCACUGUCACCACUGAUAUUUAUCUUGGUGAUGGAAGUCUUGAACAAUCAGAUAAGAAAGGAUGAGCUUGUUAAAGGCAUCACUCUGGGAAACAAAACAUAUAAAAUUAAAGUUUUUGCGGACGAUUUACUUGUUAUGACUGAAAACCCUAAAGAAAGUCUGAAAAGAGUGCUGGAAUUGAUUAAAGAAUUUGGAGAUGUGGCAGGCUUUAAACUGAAUAUAACAAAAACAAAAAUGCUUGUUAAAAAUGUAGCCACAGAAGAAAAGGACGACUUAGAAAAAAUAUUGGGCCUGAAAAUCUCUUCAAAAGCGAAAUACUUGGGUAUUUGGAUCACCCCCAAGAACAUAAACUUAUUUCAGGAUAAUUACACCAAAACUUGGUUAGAGAUUAGAAAAAACUUGGUAAUCUGGAGUAAACUAAAAUUAACAUUUCUGGGUAGGAUUUCCAUUAUAAAGAUGAAUGUGCUUCCAAAAUUAAUCUUUUUAUUUCAAAUGAUUCCGAUACUGGGUGAAGCAGGUUGUCUCAAGAUAUGGCAAAGAGAAAUUUCCAAAUUCUUGUGGGAAGGGAAGAAACCCAGGAUUAAACACCUGAUCUUAAUAGGCAUAAAAGAGAGGAGGCUUUUCCCUACCCGAUCUAAAACUUUACUACGAGGCUGCCUGUUUCACCUGGCUAAAAGAUUGGUGCACGUUGCAGGAUCUGGACCUCCUGGACCUGGAAGGUUUUGACAACCGUUGAGGAUGGCAUGCCUACCUAAUAUAUGAAAAAGCGAAAAUUCAUAAAAAUUUUACCAACCAUAUAAAAACAAAGGAAAUUUUCUUAAUCUGUGGUGAUUAUGUGUUUAGAGAAUCAAGUAAAGAUGUAUAUAUAUAAUCCAAAAAGGUAUAACCGUAGCGCAUACCGGCUUGGUCUGCUGUCUAGGUGCUGACUGUUGAUGGGCAAUUUCAGGACCCUCCCUGCUCUCCUUGCUUUAUAUUUAACCUGGACAGCCCUGUGAAUAGAGAACUGUUCUCAGUGAAGUAGAAGAAGAAGAGUUUGGAUUUGAUAUCCUGCUUUAUCACUGCCCUAAGGAGUCUCAAAGCGGCUAACAAUCUCCUUUUCCCUUCCUCCCCCACAACAAACACUCAGUGAGGUGAGUGAGGCUGAGAGACUUCAGAGAAGGGUGACUAGCCAAGGUCACCCAGCAGCUGCAUGUGGAGGAGCGGGGAAGCAAACCCGGUUCACCAGAUUACGAGUCCACCGCUCUUAACCACUACACCACAUUUAUUAUUAUGAUUAUUAUUUCUUCCAUUUAUACACUGCCUUUCAUCGAUCAAGAACACAGGACAGUUCACAACAAUAAAAGCAAUAACACAACCAGCACAAGCAUUUUUAAAAUGAAAGCUUUAAAGCAUGGCAAUACAACAGCAAACAGAUCAAUACAAGUGACCCCGCACAAAAUGUCAGAGCAUCCUAUAAGCCUGGCUGAAUAAAUGGCCACUCUAAGCCAGAUCUGAAGGAAUGCGUUGGCCAUAUUAACUGCUGAUCCUGCCCUUUCAUCAAUGCCUACUUCUUGCAGCUAAAUUCGGCCCUCCAUCCACACCCACCUGAGACUUCCUCAGUACCAGAAACUGCAAUACUGUACAAAGGAAACAUUUUGCCAAAACACCCACUGAACAAUGAAGCCUUUUUAAAUGUUUGACAACCUGGCUGUGUAUUUUUUGCACAGCAGGAAACAUGACUCUCAUAACGUACAGAGCCCAGCUAAUAACAGCAUAAGAUUUUGUUUAUAAAGAGAGUCUUAGCACUCGAGCGUUCCACCACUUUGUUUUAACUGAACUGGCUUUCCCUUUCUACACAUAUUCUCUGGUUUACUUAAAGUUUAUUUAUUUUUUGAUGAGGGAACAGAAGAAUAUUUAUAUAAGGCUCCAGCUGAGUAUAACCGUCAGCUUCAAAUAAAACCCCUAUUGACUUUGCCUGACAUAUAAGGAAAUGUGUUUCAUAGGAAAUACUUGUAUCAAGCCAAUGGCCACAAACUCAUGCACAGCUAAGCAUGUUUAAGCUUAUUGAUUUGAAUAGACUAAAGUGCGCUUAAACAUGGGGUGGAAUGUGGCCAGUGAGAAUAAAGGGAAGCCUAUCUUCUAUCACGGCAGCAAAUUCACGGUGGCAAUAAUUUUAAAGGACCUUCAACAUUUGGUCUUUUAGAGAUGGAUGACUGUAAUAGUAGUGCAUGGAAGAAAAUGACUGUGCACCCUGCAAACAGAAAUUGAAGGUUGCUUUUGAUGUUAUUUUUCUUAAUACAUAACUCUCAAAACGUUUCUAAGGAAAUAACACACACUUUUGGAAUGUGCAAAGGUGUGGAUGAAAAACUGUCCCAUACACACUGAGAUUCCUAAAGCAUAUCCACCAUUCGUGUGUCUCAGAUUUGCAUCUGACCAUUCACACAUUACAAACAAUAGAUUCAGACUAUCCCUUUCUCCUUUCUUGCACUGCCUUACACAGCUGCUUCUGGGCAAUUGAAGGGGUCAGUUGCAUGACAGCGUUUUCCAGACCAUGCUUUUUUCUUUUUCUUUUUAGCAAGCACUGACUGUAGAAAUCCCCUGUACAUCAGACUUUUUCAUAUAAGGUGGAGGCUCAUUGCAGGCAGGCUGAGGAUGGUGUGGCUAUUUGCUCCAUUGGACCAGCCAGCACAGGAUUUGGUUGGAAACAGGAUGGUGGGCUAGAUGGCCUUUGGCCUCAUCCAACAGGGCUUCCCUCAUGCUCUUAAAUUCAUUCCAAAAUACGAUUUUCCAAAAUACGGUUCUUUCUCGCAGUAAUGAAGCCACUGGGAGAGUAUGAAAACCUGUACUGCUGGCAAAUUCAUUUGCACAUUUACAUCUUCAUCAGCCCUGUUUCCUAAUCUGUGAUUUGGCAGCUAUGAAGCACAGCUGCUCUACAAAAUCUGUGAGAAGGACUGAUUUGCACAUUAACCUAGGCUAACGCAGGUUGUGCAUGGUGGGGGCCAACUGUUGGGCCUUUGCCUUCUCUUCUCUUCUCUUCUCUUCUCUUCUCUUCUCUUCUAUUCUCUUCUCUUCUCUUCUCUUACUGCAUGUCGGUUUUGAAUGUUGAAAUCAGCUCUCAGCCUGCUCAGUUGUGUUAUCUGAAUAGGCCUCUUCUUGUUUCAGGGAAGCUUUACGGGGCAGAUGACUUCCUCCCGGUGCUCAUGUACGUACUCGCCCGCAGCGACCUGCCAGAGGUGCUUCUGAAUGUGGAGUACAUGAUGGAACUCAUGGACCCUGCACUGCAGCUGGGUGAAGGUAUGAAAGACCUCCUUUGUGGCAGAGGGAGGAGAGAGGGUGGAGGUUCGCAUGGGCACACCACUGGCAGAAAUGAGUACAAGCUGCCCAGCAACCAUAAUUGUAAAUGUUUAUCCCAACUUUACAUCUGCUCUUCAGCUAUUGGCCAAUGGCAGGGCCGUCACCAGAGGACAUUUGCCAAGGCCACCAUCCUAACAUUGGUAGCGUUUCUACUUUGUACAGAGUAUGCAGAAGGGUCAAAUGCAGCCUAAGAGACUUAUUAUGAUUAUCAAUUAAAUUUGUAUACCAUCCUUCAUUCGUAGAUCUCAGGAUGGUUCACAACAUAAAAUUACAAUAUAAAAAGCACAAAGUAGAUAAUAAAAAUAAGAACAACAGCAAACCAAUAAUCCCUCCUCCCACAACACAUUUAAAAGGGCAUUGGAUUUCAGUCAGCCAAAGGCCUGGUUGAAGAGGAACAUUUUCUCCUGGUGCCUAAAGCUGCUUGAUGAAGGCACCAGGUGAGCCUUCCUGGGGAGACCAUUGGACAAGCAGGGAGCCACUGCAGAAAAGACCCUUCUCAUGUUGGCACCCUCCGGAGUUCUUGUGGAGGAGGCACACAAAGAAGGAUGAUCUCUUUUUUUUUUUAAGAAUAAUUUUUUAUUAACCGACCAAUCACAUCAAAUCAAACCAAAUUACAUAAAUUCCAAAUUACAGAGCCGAAUUUUAAAUUUUUGUUGGGGGUACCCAUAUUUCAAGUUCCGAAGGGAUCCAAUCAACUUCUUGCUUCUUACUGCUGUUUUAAUGUCCACAAAUCUAACCUUAUGAUGUUCACAGUACUAUCCAGUCCUUUCUUAUUAUUUUUCCACAUCAGAGGAUGAUCUCAUGGUCCAGGUCUGUUCAUAUGAGCAGUGGUGGUCCUUGAGGUAUUGCAGUCCUGAGCUGUUUAAAGCUUUAUAGGUCAAAACCAGCACUUUGAAUUGGACCCAGAAACUAAUUGGCAGCCAGUGCAUUCAGGCCAGGAUUGGCGACAUGUGCUAAAACUGUCUUGUCCCAGUGAGCAACCUGGCCACUGAAUUCUGCACUAGCUGAAGUUUCCGAACUAUCUUCAGAGGCAGCCCUACGUAUAACGCAUUGUAGACUACUUCUGGCUCUUUAAGGUUGUGAAGGUCCCACUCAGGGUGCCAUCCUAGAGCCACCAAGAUUCCCCCUUACUUUUUUUAUUUGUUCAUUCUUCAUCUCCUGAGAUCUACAGCCAUGAUCACAAGUGGCUACUGGGGGUGCCAGAUUCACAUGACAGCAGAUGGCCCUUGGAUGGUGGAUGUGGGAAUGCUUUUGGUUUGCACAACAGUUUGAUUGUGUGACAUAGGUUUUUGGGCUGUUACACCAGAGCCACUUCAUACAUUGACCUACAGUGGCUUAGAGAGAGAGAAAGAGCUACCAAUCAGGAAAUGAAUUUGGGACCUUUUGCAUGCACAGCACGUGCUCUGCCACUGAGUGAGCUUUCCCCCUCUCUUCUUUCAUGUGACCUUAACACUAUGCUCAAGGUUUUGAGGAGGAAGGCAUAACUGGGCAGACAAUGGAGGGCAGACAAAAGGAACUACUUCUUCACACACAGUUAAACUACCGAAUUCCCUGCCACAAAAUGGAGUGAUUGCCUUCAACUUGGGUGGCUUUGAAAGGGGAUUCGACAAGUGUUUGGAAGAUAAGUCUCUUGUUGGCCAUAAUGGCUUUAUAUUACCUCAGAAUCAAAGGCAGUAUGCUUCUGUAUCCCAAUUUCUGGGGAGCACAAGUAUCAGAGUCCCACAACACUCCUGUCCUGCUUGCGGACUUCUCAUAGGAGUCUAGUUGGCCACUGGGAGAGUAGGAUGCUGGGCUAGAUAGACCUUUGGUCUCCUCCACCAGGACUCUUCUCAUGUUUCCAUUAGGGAUGUCAAAGGAUUCCAAUUCGCUCCGCUUUGGGGAGCAAGCCUAUCCAUUUCGGAUCACCAGACCCAUUCACGGCCCAGAACAUAGAUAUGUGGAAUUUCCCAUAUGAUGAGCUGAUGUAUGCUAGGGUCUGGCAACAUGCUCAAAAGAUAGUCCAAGGACUGCCUUCUUUCUUUUAAAAAGUUUUACAGCUGCUUGGAGCAGCUAAUAACUUCAUUGUGUCUGCGUGGUAAAAAAGGCCAUUUGAAAUCCUCAUAGGAAGCCACUGUGCAUCAUAAUGUGCCGUCCCUUCCUGGAGAAUCAUGCGGAGAAGAUGGCUACCUUUUCUUCUGUAUGUUGUAUCCCUGGGUAGCCUUACAAGGAUGUUAUGGAUUUUUAAAAAAUAUUUUUAAAAAGAAAAUCUGCACAUAAGUUGGACAGACCAGCCCAUUUAUUACUAUUUUGCAUAUAGGAGAAAGCAACAUGGGACAGAAAUACAGUGGUGCCCCGCAAGACGAAUGCCUCGCAAGACGGAAAACUCGCUAGACGAAAGGGUUUUCCGUUUUUGAGCUGCUUCGCAAGACGAAUUUCCCUAUGGGCUUGCUUCGCAAGACGAAAACGUCUUGCAAGUUUGUUUCCUUUUUCUUAACACCAUUAAUACAGUUGCGACUUGACUUCGAGGAGCAACUCAUAGAACGCAGUGUACAUAGUAGCCUUUUUUGAGGUUUUUAAAGACUUUGGUGAUUUUUGAAGCUUUUCCAAAACUUCUUUUGCAGCCAAGUUAAGCUUUUAAAACUUUUUUUGGGGUGGUUGGAUUUUGGGUUGGGGUGUUUGGAAUUCAAGGACUUGGUGUUGGGGAGGGGUUUGCAAGAAUCUGGAAGCUUGUGUGUCUUUUUUCUGCAUUUUUUAUGAUUUUCUGUGACCAUUGGGCCACUCUGCUGUUUUUUUUAAAAAAUUCUGGAUUUGAAUUUCUGUGUGCUGGGUGGCUGGGGGGAACAGUUGGGGAGGGGUUUGCAAGAAUCUGGAAGCUUGUGUGGUUUUUUUCUGCAUUUUUAUGACUUUCUGUGACCAUUGGGCCUCUCUGCUGUUUUUUUUAAAAAAUUCUGGAUUUGAAUUUCUGUGUGCUGGGUGGCUGGGGGAACAGUUGGGGAGGGGUUUGCAGGAAUCUGGAAGCUUGUGUGUUUUUUUCUGCAUUUUUAUGAUUUUCUGUGACCACUGGGCCACUCUGCUGUUUUUUAAAAAAAUUUCUGGAUUUGAAUUUCUGUGUGCUGGGUGACUGGGGGAACAGUUGGGGAGGGUUUUGCAACAGUUGGGGAGGGGCUGGGGGAACAGUUGGGGAGGGGUUUGCAACAGUUGGGGAGGUUGUUGUACCAAAUUUGGCUUUGUUUGGACUUUUUUUGACCAUAGGAACGCAUUAAUUGAUUUUCAAUGCAUUCCUAUGGGAAUUCAUGAUUCGCAAGACGAAAAAUUCGCUAGACGAAAAAACUCGCGGAACGAAUUAAUUUCGUCUUGCGAGGCACCACUGUAGGCCGAUUUGCCCAUCUAUGCCUUCCAUCACAGGCAAAGAAGAGUUGAGUGUAUAUUUAUGACGACAACAACAACAGAGUAUAAUUAAAGCUAAUUACUAAAAAAUAUAUAUCUGGCUGUUCCUCUAAGGAGCUCCGAAUAGGAUACAAUGGGCUCCUCUGAAAUGUGGUAUUCCAUCUAGAUUUGGCCAGAUCCCAGGCUUGAUUAGUUGUAAAGACAGAACAGCAUCAAACACCAUCAUGCAGCACUUUUGCAGGAGCACCACAGCAGGGCUGGACACCCAGUUUUUUAACUGAGGCAGUGCCUCUUCUGCCCCCACCUCCAUGUCCUUCAGGAACUGGUUCUCCCACCAACACAUCAGUCUGUAUUUCUUUGAAGACUAAGGUUUCUGGGAGGGCUUUAAUUGUCGCACUGAUUAAAAGUGCUGUAUCUUUAGUAACUUGCCACCUGGUCAUAUGCCCCAGGGAUCCCCAAGGACACUUGCGCAAAUAAAUAGGUCCCUUUGACAGUGUUGCUGCCUAGGUAAUAAAAGCCUAGCGAUGUCCCCGAAGGGAGCAGAACAACAUGCAUUUGGAAAGAUAUUCUUGUGAAUGGUUGCAGUGCUUAUUUUGCAUACAUCUGGAGUUUUGCAUAGAAAGGCCAUAGUUCAGCCUUCCCCAAUCUGGUGCCCUCCACCUGUUUCAGAGUAUAAUCCCCACCAUCCCCAGCCAUUGGCCAUGCUGGCUGUGGAUGAUGGGCAUCAUAGUCUAGGGCUCCACAUUCAUGACCUUUUGGCCUCAUUGUUGAUGCCAUUAAUCGCUCUACACCUCUGUCUCUGUGUGUGCACAGGUAGCUCUCAGAUGGUGUGCAAUCUACCCCAUGAAAGCUCAUCACACUGUAAACGCCCCAUUGAGUUCAGUGGGGUUUGCUUACAUGAGUGGGGCUGUGCUGUAAAUCUGCCAGCGUACGCUGUUCUGCUCUAGGUCCUUUGCUGUUGUUGUUUCACUGCAGCAACCUAACCCAGCUACCCUUCAGGAAAAACUUAAGUGAGUCUCUAAACACAUCAGCUGCUGCGUUUUAAGAGCAAGCCGUUCUUCUGAAAAUAUCAUUCUCCAGUGAAAUGUCAGCCAAAUUUAUUUACAGUGCAAUCCUAACCGUGUCCACUCAGAACUUGUAAGUCCCAUUGAAUUCAAUAUAUCCAUAGAAAUUGACAUAUGCAAUGUUUCCGGUGGUGCAUUUUCUCUCUCUCUCUCUCUUGCUACGCUCUGUGUGGGUAGGUGGUGGUGGCAUUUGUCUUUAAUGGGUUCAACCUGGACACAGGCAAAUACAUACAUGGGGGAAGUCCCUUUGAUUAUAACAGGAUAGAUAAUUAUGUGCUUAACUUUUUAUUUCGGAUCCAGUGGGGCUUAAUUUGUGAUCAGUUAUGCAUCUUAUGAUUUAGGGUUUAUUUAAAUCAUUCCCCUCCCCUAAAAGCAGUACAUCAGGCUUUAAAAAACAGCUGGCAAAAUUAGGACUGCCUGUGAUAUUUAGUUGUCGCAUCAAAUUGGUUAGAUUGGCCAAAAAUAUUUGAGCUUUUGAGGUGCUCCUAAUUUAUCAGGCAGUAGAUUUAAAAAUAAGAUAAAGUCAUUAAUUGUUUUUUAGACAAGUGUUUACAAAAAAACCCUGAGUGGGUAGAGUUCAUCAGCUUCCUCUCUUGCCAAGGAGAGGGUGCUUCUGCCGAGGAGAAUUCUUCUUCAACACCUAAUAAUAAAAAACCCAAAAAUUAUUUCCUUCAGAAAUAUUGUUUUAUUCACCUGCUGCUUUGGCAUUAGUUCAGCAAUCAGUCUAUUAAUUAAAUUGAUUGAUUUAAUCAGCGAAAAUGUUCACAAUUAAUGGACUUGCAAUGCAAUCACAUACGUUUCUACUCAGAAGUCGAAACAAUAGGACUUACUCCCAGGUAAGUGGGACCUCUGGGUAUAGGCUGGUGUAUAAAUUCUAAUUCUAAUUCUAACAAUAAUAAUAAUAAUGAUUGAUUGCAGCCUUACUCCCAGGAAACUGUGUACAGGAUUGCAAUAUUUGAACCUUUUUAGUCAACUGACUAAAUACAACUCUAAUUAUAAUUCAGACAAAUAGAAUUCAAGAAAGAUCUGAUCCACCUCUCUAGUAGGAAUUGCUAGAUCUUGAAAGAUUCUUAUCCAAAUUCUGUUAAAAAAAUAACUGAUAAUCUGUUGGAUUGUGAACAGCUUCUGCAACGGCAAAAGCACACACACACACACACACACCACUUCACAUGUGAAAAGAAACUAGCGCAAUGUUAUUAGCAAAUGGGUAGAUGGGCACUAAAUUACUAUUUAAGAGGGAAGAGCUCUAACAAUGGAGAGAAGAAAUACUUGGGAUGAAGAAUUUUGCAAAACAUCUGCCAAAGGGGAAUGUUUGUACCUCUUGAGUUAGAUGGAACUGGAAGGAACCAGAAAGUGGAGUGCUAAUUAGGUACAACUAGUGGCAAGCUGCAUGAUAAGGUGAUGUUCCUUGCACUAUUUUGAAUAGCAGAUUGUGCAAGGAUAAACCCAAUCUAUCUUCCUGCAACUCCGUUGUUGGUUCCAGAAUUGUAUGUUGCUUGGGUGCCAUCUGCUGGCCACUUCCAAUGAUGGUAAUAUUUCAAUAUUUGCAUUUUCAGUCAGUCAUCAAUCACCAUGUCUCCCUUUAAGGAUUCAGGUUCCCCUCCUCUCCUGGCAUCAUGGGCAUAGCCAAGGGUCUUGUUGUUGUUUAGUCAUUUAGUCGUGUCCGACUCUUCGUGACCCCAUGGACCAGAGCACGCCAGCCAAGGGGAUGCCCCUCCCUAAAUCUAUAAAAAAUCAUAGCUAACUGAGGGCCUGUCCCCCCAACAAAAAUCCUGGCUAUGUCCAUGCCUGGCACAUAGCAACAUAUCUACCUACGCCAGCCAGAAUAAUUGCUCUUCUUGCUACCUUUAUUCUCUUUUUUUUUUUUUAAUGAUAUUUAUUAAGGUUUCAAAAACAAAAGGUUACAUAGAUAAAAAGAAAAGAAACAAAAAAAAUAAAAAAGAGAAAAAAUACAAAAUACAGAAAAAAGAUAAAAAACACUUAAAAACAAAUCAAUCUUUCCGUACCUUACAUUUCAUUUCCUUACUUCCCUGACCUCCUCUCACCUCCCUUUUUUGUAUUCCAAUUCAAUUGGUUAAUUCAGCAAUUCCUUUCCCUCUUUGUUUUUGUCUUAAUCCUUUAACUUAAUAUAUUAUAGCAUUAGAUUCUCACCUAUUAACAAUCCAUUUUUACAUACACCUUUAUAACAUUGCUGCUAAAACCACUUAACUUCAUUCUGACAUCAUUCUAACAUUCAUUAAUUUUGCAGUAUUUCUGUAAAUAGUCUUUAAAUUUCUUCCAAUCUUCUUCCACCGACUCUUCUCCCUGGUCUCGGAUUCUGCCAGUCAUUUCCACCAGUUCCAUGUAGUCCAUCACCUUCAUCUGCCAUUCUUCCAGAGUGGGUAGAUCUUGUGUCUUCCAAUACUUUGCAAUAAGUAUUCUUGCUGCUGUUGUGGCAUACAUAAAGAAAGUUCUGUCCUUCUUUGGCACCAAUUGGCCGACUAUGCCCAGGAGAAAGGCCUCUGGUUUCUUCAAGAAGGUAUAUUUAAAUACCUUUUUCAUUUCAUUAUAAAUCAUCUCCCAGAAAGCCUUAAUCCUUGGGCACGUCCACCAAAGGUGAAAGAAUGUACCUUCAGUUUCUCUACAUUUCCAACAUUUAUUAUCGGGCAAAUGAUAGAUUUUUGCAAGCUUGACUGGUGUCAUGUACCACCUGUAUAUCAUUUUCAUAAUAUUCUCUCUUAAGGCAUUACAUGCCGUAAACUUCAUACCUGUGGUCCAUAACUGUUCCCAGUCAGCCAUCAUUAUGUUAUGUCCAACAUCUUGUGCCCAUUUAAUCAUAGCAGAUUUCACCGUUUCAUCCUGAGUGUUCCAUUUCAACAGCAAGUUAUACAUCUUUGACAAAAUCUUAGUUUUGGGUUCUAACAGUUCUGUUUCUAAUUUUGAUUUUUCCACCUGGAAGCCAAUUUUCUUGUCCAAAUUGUAUGCCUCCAUUAUCUGAUAAUAAUGAAGCCAAUCUCGCACUUUGUUUUUUAGUUUCUCAAAACUCUGCAGUUUCAAUCUAUCUCCCUCUUGUUCCAAAAUUUCCCAAUAUUUCGGCCAUUUGGCCUCCAUAUUGAGCUUUUUCUGUGCUUUCGCUUCCAUCGGUGACAGCCACCUUGGGGUUUUAUUUUCCAAUAGAUCCUUAUAUCUUAUCCAGACAUUAAACAAUGCUUUCCUGACAAUAUGAUUUUUAAAUGCUUUGUGUGCUUUGACCGUAUCAUACCACAAAUAUGCAUGCCAUCCAAAUACAUUAUUAAAACCUUCUAAGUCCAAAAUGUCUGUGUUUUCAAGAAGCAGCCAUUCUUUCAGCUAGCAAAAAGCUGCUGAUUCAUAAUAAAGUUUAAGGUCUGGCAGGGCAAAUCCACCUCUUUCCUUUGCAUCCGUUAGUAUUUUAAAUUUUAUUCUGGGCUUCUUGCCCUGCCAGACAAAUCUAGAAAUAUCUCUCUGCCACUUCUUGAAGCAAUCCAUUUUGUCCAAAAUUUGCAAUGUUUGAAACAAAAACAACAUUCUAGGCAAUACAUUCAUUUUUAUUUAAAAAAUAUGGAACGCUUCACGAAUUUGCGUGUCAUCCUUGCGCAGGGGCCAUGCUAAUCUUCUCUGUAUCGUUCCAAUUUUUUUAGUAUAUGUGCUGCCGAAGCACAUAUUCUCAGUGACUGUCUCAUGAAUAUUAGUGGUGAUGGCAGCAGCAGCAGGUGCCUGUAACUUAUCCCUGCCCAACUAAGUUUCCUCUGCAGGGACUGGCACUGUCAUUCAGUAACAGUGAAAUAUGCAAUGAGGCGGCAAAGCACUUUGUAUUUUAUAGCAGGUGUAUUCUGCAACCUUUUCUUGAUGAAAUACAGUACAAUGCUCCCAGUACGUUUCCAAGCACAAUUCAAAGUGUUGGUGCUGACCUUUAAAGCCCUAAACGGCCUCGGCCCAGUAUACCUGAAGAAGCGUCUCCACCCCCAUCGUUCUGCCCAGACGGUGAGGUCCAGCGCCGAGGAUCUUCUGGCGGUUCCCUCUCUGCGAGAAGCAAAGCUACAGGGAACCAGGCAGAGGGCCUUCUCGGUAAUAAUAAUAAUAAUAAUAAUAAUAAUAAUAAUAAUAAAUUUUAUUUAUAUCCCGCCCUCCCCAGCCGAAGCCAGGCUCAGGGCGGCUAACAACAAUCAAAUAAUCAAACAAACAAGUGGCGCCCAACCUGUGGAACGCCCUUCCAUCAGAUGUCAAAGAGAUAAACAACUACCUAACAUUUAGAAGACAUCUGAAGGCCGUCUUCAGGGAAGUUUUUAAUGUGUGACAUUUUAAUGUAUUUUUAAUGUUUGUUGGAAGCCACCCAGAGUGGCUGGGGAAACCCAGCCAGAUGGGCGGGGUAUAAAUAUAUUAUUAUUAUUAUUAUUAUUAUUAUUAUUAUUAUUAUUAGUGGUGGAAUCAUUGGAAUCAUUCUGCUUUAUCAGUUGUUCUGAGAUGCCUACCGCAUUAAUGCUGUCCGGAAGAAGCACAACAAAAGCGGGACAGCCUCCACUCUCCCCUCCCAACCCUCCAAACAUUUGUGGUUUGGAAAGUUACAGGAUUUCAGCAGGAAGUAACAGCAUAUGCACUGGAUGGAAAGGAGCACCCCAAAACAUUUGCAACCACUAAUAACAUUCAAAGAAGUUGUGAAGUGAGAAGUUAAGUGAAGCUUGUUGACAGAAAGAAAGAAAGAAAGAAAGAAAGAAAGAAAGAAACCAUUUAGGGAUUGCUGGGAACUGUUUGAAUCUCCUCUUGAGAAUUGGUGUGAUCUCAUAGAAUCAUAGAACCAUAGAAUCAUAGAAUCAUAGAGUUGGAAGAGACCACAAGGGCCAUCGAGUCCAACCCCCUGCCAAGCAGGAACACCAUCAGAGCACUCCUGACAUAUGGUUGUCAAGCCUCUGCUUAAAGACCUCCAAAGAAGGAGACUCCACCACACUCCUUGGCAGCAAAUUCCACUGUCGAACAGCUCUUACUGUCAGGAAGUUCUUCCUAAUGUUUAGGUGGAAUCUUCUUUCUUGUAGUUUGGAUCCAUUGCUCCGUGUCCGCUUCUCUGGAGCAGCAGAAAACAACCUUUCUCCCUCCUCUAUGUGACAUCCUUUUAUAUAUUUGAACAUGGCUAUCAUAUCACCCCUUAACCUCCUCUUCUCCAGGCUAAACAUGCCCAGCUCUCUUAGCCGUUCCUCAUAAGGCAUCGUUUCCAGGCCUUUGACCAUUUUGGUUGCCCUCCUCUGGACACGUUCCAGUUUGUCAAUCUCCUCUUAUGUAUGAACCAAUUUAUUCCAAGAGAGAGAUAUAAUUACCCAGAAGACCUUGCAUCCUUUUGGCAGAAGUCUUUUAAUUCCUUUUGCCACCUCUGAUCUACAAAGUGUAUUCUGCACUGUGCAGAAGAGAACUUCCACUGUCUCUGCCACAGCAGCUCUGCCUCCCCUAAGCUGUGGACCAGUUCACAGAUUCCAGCUGGCAUUGUCCCUUGCCAUGUUAAGGCUCACUAUACUGCUUUUUUAAAAAUAAUCUUUUUUAACCUGGCUCCCAUUUAGCAAUAUUUGCUUUGGUUGGUGAGAGGCCCAUACCCUGAGGUUGGAUAGUCAUUUGCAUGGCAAGUUCCCGCCCCUCCCCAAUGGAAAUAAAGGCACAUGACACAAUUAUUAAGGUUAAUGGGCUAAAUAAAGCCACAACUUUAUUGGUUACAGGUGAUGAGCGGUAUUGGCUUAGGCACUGGUCCUAACCAACUAUAUCCGGCUUCAGCCCGUCCGCUUGAAAUCCGGGAAGGUUAACCACCAGUAGGGGGAGUCUUGCUGAUGCACAUCAGCUAGGAACUCCCCCAGGGUCAUCCCUCGGGCGAGCGUGCCUUAGGCCCACACCUCCAUAGGCUUCGGACAGGGCCACGCCCCCAGAAUCCUUUAUCGGACUACCCUUCAAUAUGCGGGGCAGGUGAUGGCGCCUCCUCCCCAUUUUCCAUCUACAUAACACUACCAAUACCAAUGCCUAACCACCAAUACUAAGAAAGUUGUGACGAUUUGCUAUGAGGUAGGCGAAAACCAAGUGGCUGGUGCCAAUUUGCCAAGUGGAAAAAAUCCUACCAGGCCCCUCAACGGCGACCAAGCAAGGUCCAUAGCAAGGUCAAGGAAGGGAAACCUUAAAGGGCAGGAGGGUGGGAAACAGGAGCAGCUGGCAGCAAAAAGAGGGAGAUCCCCGGCUGUGCCUGCAUUAAAUAGGGCAGGUCACGCCCCCUGAGCCAGCCGAUUGGCUAGCCAAUCGUGGUGGGGGCAUGAAGCCCUCAACACCACCUCCUUUGCAGGGCGGAAGUGGCUAUGUCAGAAAUUCCUUUGCAUUGCAGGGGUUUGGACUAGAUGACCCUUGGGGUCCCUUCUAACUUUACAACUCUAUGAUCACAUAUAACCCCCCACCGCAUCAUGAACACAGGUAAACUUGAAUGCACAAUAUAAAGGAUGUCUAGAGGUCAUGUGUUGCAUGAAGCAGUACAAAAUCAAGACCGAGUGGUUUGGGCUCUUUAACUUUUUUUCUUUUUCUUUUUUUGUUAGGCUCAUACUAUUUAAUCACUACUUAUGGGGCAGUAGAGCUUAUCAAGAGCUAUGAUAAGAUCACAGUCACUCGGCAGCUGAGCUCAGAGGUCCAAGAUUCCAUUCACCGCUGGGAGAGAAGGAGAACGCUUAACAAAGCCCGGGCUUCCCGAUCAUCUGUUCAGGUUAGCAGAUAAAUAAAUGAAGGAGAGCAAUCUGUGUUAACUUCAUUAUUCAUUAACUUACAAAUGUAAUAAGCAGAGGCCACAAAUCACAUUAGUGAGGAUGAAAUUGGCAUCCUAUCUUAUUUCAGCUUGUUGGUUUAUUAUUUGUAAGCUGCAGUGAGAGCCUGUGGUUUAGGGUGGCACUCAUACAUUUCAGAGAGAAAGAGAAGCUACCGUAUUUUUCACUCUAUAGGACGCACUGGACCAUAGGACGCACCUUGUUUUAGAGGGGGAGAACAAGGGAAAAAAAUCUCCCCAUCUCUGCUGAGCGCCCCUUCAGCGAAGUGGCAGGAGAAAUGGAGCCCCUUCCAUUUCUCCAACCACUUGGCUGAAGGGGCGCUGCGCAGCUCUCCCUCUCUGCUGAAGCCAGGAGAGUCUUGCUCUCCCGGCUUCAGCAAAAGGAACCUGAAGCCUGCGGAGCGCAGCGGGAACUCGCACUGCCCUCCGCAGGCUUCAGGCAGCUAUCCCUGAAGCCUGGAGAGCAAGAGGGGUCGGUGCGCACCGACCCCUCUUGCUCUCCAGGCUUCAGCAAAAGCAACGCGAAGCCUCUGGAGCAUGGAGGGAGCGCUCCCUCUGCGCUCCGGAGGCUUCGCGUUGCUAUCGCUGAAGCCAAGGAGCCUGCAUUCGCUCUAUAGGACGCACACACAUUUCCCCUUAAUUUUUGGAGGGGGAAAAGUGCAUCCUAUAGAGCGAAAAAUACGGUAAUUUUAAGUUCAAAGGCAGUUUUCAGCAUCUUGUCCUUCAACCACAUGGUGGCAGCAAAGCUCCCUUUUGCUACAGGAAUAAAAUACCAUAUUGGCUCUCUUCACCAAGGCUGUGUACUCACUAUGCCUUUAAAGCACAGCCUUUCCCUCGAGGAAUUCUGGGCACUCUCAUUUCUUGUAAACAAAGCAUAUGUCAUACCCUAUUCCCCGGCCUCAAGGGAUUUACAGUUGGGAGAGAGUCCCUCAGAUACUUGGCAUAACAUGCCAACUCAUAGUCCCCAUCUGCACAAUAAAGAGUUGAUUGAGAGACCCUUACUCCCCUCACAGAACUACGGUUUCCAAAGUGAUUUAACAGGCAGUCUUUUCUCCCUAGGAAACUCUGAGAAUUAUAGCUCUGUGAGGGAAAUGGGGGCCUCUAGUCGUGACAACUCUCAGCACCCUAAACAAACUGUGGGUCCCAGAGUUCUUUAAGGGAAGCCAUGAUUUAAAAGUAUAGCGCAGAUUAGACCUCAGUUGUCCCUUCUCCAGGCUAAAGGUGUCUAAUUCCUUCAAACUUUCUACAUGACAGCCAUUCGGAUAUUUGCCAGUGGCUGUGGUACCUCUUAAUCAUCUAAUCUCCAAGCUAAACAAACCUAACUCUUUCAACUUUUCUUUAUAGGACUUCAUAUCCAGGCCCCUCGCCAUCUUCACAGCCUUUAUUGCUCAUCAAUAGUAUGUUGUUGAUUAUGAUAGAUUCACAGUAUCUAUUAGUGAUCACUAUCUAUCAAUUGUCAUUUUAAUAUCUAUGGAUAACAUAACCCAUGCUCCUUGUUUCCAGGAUUUCAUCACAAUCUCCUUUAUGGAGGCUGAGGCAAACACCAGGACGCUGGCCUACCGAACUGACUCAACAACGCACCAGCUGAACCAGCAGUGCGCUGAGAAAUUUGAAGUCCCAGAGCCUCAGAACUAUGGGCUGUUUGUUCAGGUUGACGACAAGAACCUGCGGCUAGAUGAUGACGCCCUUCCUCACCGCAUCAAAUCCCACCUCCUGAGCAAAGAGCCCAAGCCGACUUUCCAUUUUAUUUAUAAGGAGAUGGGUGGAGAGGAACCACCAGUUCCCAUUAUCAAGGACCCAGAUGUUUUAUAACAGCCAAGCUGUUCUCUUGUAGCAGACUCGUUCAAACAGCCGUGGCAUUUUUCAUUUCAAAACUUCCUGAUCUCCACCAGGAGCACAGCAAAGUGCAUCUUCUGAGCGGAAUGCUGAUGGUCGAAAGCCUAUGCAAAUCUUCAUCUGGGGCAUUUUCUCAACAGAAUUCAUUUUCCACAGAAAAUUGAAUAUUCCAAGCAGCUUUCACUCUUGGAGGGGGGGGGGGACUUGAACAAUUCAGAACCUUAAAACGUGAGCAAAUGAUGUAACUUUUGUGACAGCUGCCCUGGUACAAAGUAGGUAGGUUUGUGAUUAUGGGCAAAUAUCAAUCCAUCCAGUUAUCAAAUCAUCAGUAUUAUCAGAGAAGGUCCACCAAAGAAAAUUUAAAUGGUCCUUCCUGUAGUAGUAAAAAAAGAUAAUAAAGUGAAUCUAUGUGGCGUCCUUUCCUUUCUCAUCCAAGGAAACAAACUUGGGACCAGCUUGCUGUUUCAUGCAAACCAAGUAUUCAUGGUUUAUUUCUCGCCUAACAAAUCAUGACAAUAAUAAUUAUAAUUUUAUUAUUUACACCGCAGCCACUCUGGGCUGCUUAAAGCAUAUCUAAAAACAUAAUAAAAACAUAAGGCCUUAAAAACUUCCCUAAACAGGGCUGCCUUCAGAUGUCUUCUAAAAGUCAGAUAGUUGUUUAUUUCCUUGACAUUUGAAGGAAGGGUGUUCCACCGGGAGGGCACCACUACCGAGAAGGCCCUCUGCCUGGUAAGCCAAGCAACAAACCAUAAGUGGUAUUUCACACCUAAUGGCUUGUUUUCCUGAUUUGUUUUACCUCUAUCCAGGAAAUAAGGGGUAGGGGAGGAGCACCAUGAAGACUUUUGAAUAGCAUAUACUAGCACAAAUCUUUGCAUUAAACGUAUUAUAAUUUGAGCUAUGGUUUAACAUGACAUGUGAACCACUUUUGACAAGACUCCAACAUUCCCCACCCCCCACCCUCCCCAGUGGUAAGGCAGACCCUGGAUAUAAAAGUUAUGUGCCUACAUAAAAUUAAGUCUAAAUAGACAUUUUUAAAAGAGUGCGCCCCUGCCCCCGGGUAUUUCUUUCCUACUCUUCCUUGUAACAUUUAGUUCAGGAAUAGGGAGAAUUUGACCCUUCAGAGCUUGCUAAGCUACACUUCCCAUCAGCCCUAGCAAGCAUGGCCAAUGGCCAGAGAUGAUGGGAAUUGUAGUUCAGAAACAUCUGGAGGACCAGAGUUUCCGCACAACCAAUUUAGUUGGAAAAGAAACAUGUGAAAUGAUUAUGUCCAUUGCUCAAGCUUUGCCUUGCAUCAUUGGCUGUUGGUGACAGAGCAGCAUGUGGUGAAGUGAUUCCAUGUGGCUUUUUCACAAGCAAAAGACACAGAGCUGACACACGUGUAGAAACAAUGAGGUGUGUUUUUUUAUUCCACCGAGGACACAAAUCAGAAUCGAGAAUCAGAUCACACAGUGUGGUGGAAAUGUUUUCGUCUUGAAUCCACAUUGAAGUCACUUCUCUUUACCUUCCACGAACAUCCCACCUAACCGUUUAAGGGCAGGCAGUUUUACACGGAGGGAGGGAGGCAGAAGUAGAGGAAGAGAAAGGUGCACAGAGAAAGUGGCGACAAAGGGAGACUUGAGAAGCAACAGCUAGUUAUGGGAAUUCUGUGUUCUGUAACAAUGAAAGCAAAAUGUUCAGAGUUAAAAUUGGAGGGCUGGGGGAGGGAAUCUGUGUAACACCAUAUGCAGCUUUUGAGAUGCUACCACUGAGAUAAAUGGUGCAUAUUCUUCUGCUGUUGGUCACCCUGUAUGGAAAAAAUGUGGGGGUCUUUUAGAAGUCUGUACAGCGGACACAAAAACAAACCUAGGCAGCCUGGAUGUAAGUUGUACAGCUCAGUACAUAUGAUGUUUGCAGCAUAGCCUUAUAAUCGCACAAUGCAUACAGUCUUCCGAUAUUAAAAAAUGCACCCCUGGAGUGAAUAAUACUGGCAUCGUACAUGCGGCUAAUUGUUACUCCCCACCCCUCAGUUCAUUUUAGCUGUAGCAACUUCCAUGAUCUAUUAUAUGUGUUACACAGUUUUUCUGAGCAGAGAAGUUGUAAGUGGGCUGCCGACUGCUAGGUCAUAUUUUGCAUCAGUGACUUGAGUUAGAUGUGCAGACAUUGUUUGCUGCUGUGCAGCAAACAAUGCCCUAGAAGAACGGUGUUGCUGGUCUACCUCUGUGACAAUUCUGCAAUGAAAAGUGUGCUGGGGGCAUAACCUAUCUCUAGAGCUCUAGGUUAGAGUUAAGCUGUCUAAAAGCAUUAGAAACAGAUUCACCCUGGGAAGCUGCUCCAUAAUUUUCUAAAGCACACGGUUACGUCCGACCCACUGACUGCUCCCUGCCUGUUGAGGCAUGAGCUGUUAAAGAGCUUGAAAUCAACCAGUUCUUUAGGAAGUUAGCUACUGUGCUGGACUGAUGAUAUCUUGAGGAGAAAGGGCCUUUUCUGUCACUUUAUAAAAGGCGCAUCUUCCAACAAUGUGUUCUUUUGUUUCGUAUAGAAAUAUUUCAUCUCCACCUUAGAUAUACAGAAGCAGUUUAUCAAAACUGUUGCAGUAAUGCCUGUUUAUGUGUAUUUAUUUCCCUGUGUCACUGUAUGUAUUUUGAGCAAUGUCUGGUUCAUAAUCAAAGACUUUGGAGGGCACAAAUGCUCGCCGCAGUAAUUUUGCUUGGGUCGUCUGCAACAGCUCAGAUAAAGAAAGUCAAAGGUCACUGGGUGGCCUCUCAGCUAUCACCCUACCUUUUGUACUCAGGGCCUGGAAAUGAAUCCUCUGACUGUGUUUCCUGUUUAAUCUUCUAACGAUGCUGUAUUGCUGUGUGAUUUUAUAAUAUAAAGCCAUGCUGUUUAAAACAGUUGUCAUUGCUAACGUUCCUCCAAGAAAAACUGCUCCUG